Podarcis lilfordi (Lilford's wall lizard) is the source of this 64478-nucleotide messenger RNA. NCBI's taxonomy places the organism in Eukaryota, Metazoa, Chordata, Lepidosauria, Squamata, Lacertidae. The record is from the annotation of a GenBank genome assembly.
UUUAAAAUUGUUUUUUAUUUAAAGAUUUUUUUCAUAGGUAACAAAAGUACAUUCAGCAUCUGUGUUCAAGUCAUAGGGUCCUUCAUAUUGGUCAGUUACAGUGAUUUUGAGACAUUCUUGUCAUAGGCAAUGUGGGGUUGAGGGGGGAGAGAAGUUUUUGCUGCAAUUGAGAAACAAGGUUACCCCUCCAGACUUUAACUGAUGCAACUUUCAAGUGCUGAAUGGCAUUAGUUGAUUGCAUCACUUCACACCACAAGCACAGCAACAAGCAAAGCUGUGAUAAAAUCUCCCAAAGCUUGCAACAUUUCAUAAUUACUGUCCUUAUUCAAAAAAGUGAGCAGAGGAGGCUGAGAGGCUUUUCACAACAAGUGAUGCUACAAAGCUUUUUUGAUUCACAAGCACCUAUUAAUCUGGGAUGUGCCACUUUGCUAUCAUUAAUGCAAGAGAGAUAAACUGACUAAAUGACUUGCCAAACAUAAUUUCACACAUUUCAGAAUGUAGAUGAUCGUGGGGGGCGGGGUGUGUGUGGCAAAUUUCCAGUGACAUAGCAGCUUCAAAGCAGCCCUUAAGACUCAAGGAUUUCAGCUAGCUCUAAAUGCACCUGUGCACAAUUUAUUUUGUUUUCAAUCAGUGCUUUAUUUUCUAUAUAUAUUUUAAAUAUUUGAUGGGGUAUUAAGCAAAGGAAAUGUUUUAUACAUUAAAUAUAUAUAUAUAAAGGCUGCUGUAAAAGAUGUAGUCACAAAAUAUAGUUUAUUUACAACAACAAUUUCCAGAAACUGAAUUUUGUGAGCUGUCCUGACAUCUUGUGGAUAUAGUAGACACAGCAACAGGGUGGAUGACAACCAAAGUAUUCAAAGCAGAACAAAUAUUUCUAGAGUUUUCAGCUGCAGAAUAAGCUGCCUGAAAUAAGUCCCUUCCAACAUAUAAAUGGAGAAAACAAGACAAAUUCCCCAGGCAGAAAUAAUGUCCAGGUAGGAAAUACUAUAACUGAGUCUAUGUGAUGAAUAUUUCUAUGUUGUUCUGGACUAGCUCAAUACAUUUUAGUGCUAGUAAAUUAAAAUAUAUUUCCCUAGGAUUGCCAACUUUUUAAUUGGCUCUUGCUCCUUUAACAGCAAUCUGAUCAGCACACAUUAGCUAGUGAUUACCUUUCUCUCCAUGUUGUGACAAAACUACUUUUUCCACAUCAAGCCACUCUUUUAAAGGUGGAAGAUCAGGCCAGGUCAUCCCAACCACCCCGAUUAGUUGGUAAGCAUGUCCUCUUAAUCAAUAAGGGGCACAAUCCACGAAUAAGUUUUCCUAUACAGGCCUCGUGACAGCUGCCCUGUGAUAAAGGGAAGGAAUAUUUGUCUUCAUUGAUCUAGCCUUCUUCUGGCAGAUUCCUAGAAAAUCAAUGUUAGCGGCAAAGUUUCUAGUUAAUACACACGGAGGUUUGAGUUUUUACUAUUACUUAAAUGCAACCACACUGGUGAGAUUAAGCAUUCUCUUAACAGUACCAUCCUAUGCAAGUUUACUCAGAUGCGAGUCUCAAAUGUUAAGUGUGUUCAGGAUUGCAAGACAAAAUAAUUAAUAGAAAGUGCUUAAAAAAAACAUUGUAGACCAAAGUUUGUUUUUUUAGGAAACUUUCAAAUUAUGUACCCAGUGCCAGGUGGUUCUAUUAAGCUGAAUAUUUUUCUCCCCACUUAAUCGUUUUUAUUCGCUUCCUUUGAUGAACUAGUUCUCAGAGCGCGGGGGACAAACGGCGCAGCGCUCCCUGCAGCCUGCAGGGGGCAGCGGCGUGCGCGCUUGGCCCUCGCCGGCCGCCGUAGCGCGGCCUGCAAAACGCUUGACGCAGCCUUUGCCCCCGCCGAGCCGAGCGCUUCGCCAUGGCGUCGUCCCAGUCGUCGGGCGGCAGCGCCAUCCAGAUCCCGAGCCGGCUGCCGCUGCUGCUGACUCCGGAGGCCGUGCUGCUGCCGGGCUCCACCAUGCGCGCCAGCGUGGACUCGCCGCGGAACAUGCAGCUGGUGCGGAGCCGGCUGCUGAAGGGCACGUCGCUCAAGAGCACCAUCAUCGGCGUCAUCCCCGACACCAGCGACCCGCCCAGCGACCUCGACGCGCUGCCCCCGCUACACAGGUCGGAGCCCCGCCCACCCUUCCCGUCGCCACGGCAACCGCCGGGAGCCUCUUACCCCCCCCACCCUCUGUCGCCAUGGCUACCUUCCCCUCCUAUCGCGGUGCGCCCCCUGUUGUUGUCAUGGUAGCUGCCCACCCUCCCAGAGACACGCCCCCUGUCGCCAUGGGAACUGUUUCUCACUGCCUGUUAGGGGCCUGGUCUUCGUCGCCAUGGCAACCGCGCCCUCUUUCUUCCGACGGCCCUCCCCUUCUUUGCCACAGCUAUUUCUCCCUCAUGUGGCUUGGGAGACCCAGCCAUAUGGGCGGGGUAUAAGUAAUUAAUAAUAAUAAUUAUUAUUAUUAUUAUUAAUAAUAAUAAUAAUAGUUGUUGUUAUUGUUGAUUCGUCCGUCCCUGCACUUGCCUUGUUAGCUGCCCACCCUGAGCCACCAUAGGAGCAUAGGAAGCUGCCUUGGACAGAGUCAGGCCUAUCUGUCCCCAUCUAACUCUGUAUUGCCUACACUGACUGGCAGCAGUUCUCCAGGGUUUCAGCAGGGGGUAUUUCAUAGCCCAUCCUGGAGAUGCCCAGGAUUGAAACUGGGACCUUCUGUGUGCAAAGCUGGUUCAAAGAGGAAGCUGCCUUGUACUGAACCAAACCAUGGGCCAUCUAGGUCAGUGUUGCCUACACUGACUGGCAGUGGCUCUCCAGGGCUUCAAACACGGAGUUUCCCAACCCUACUGGGAGACUCCAGGGAUUGAACAUGAAUCUUUUGCAUGCAAAUCAUGUGCUCUACUGUGCUCUUUCACCAGCUCUAAUCACUCCCUGGCCAAUCACUGGGCUGACUUUGCAACAUGAUGGUAGUAAUUUUACAAUCAAAGACACCACCCUAAUAGGUAAAGGUAAAGGGACCCCUGACCAUUAGGUCCAGUCGUGGCCAACUCUGGGGGUGCGGCGCUCAUCUCGCUUUACUGGCCGAGGGAGCCGGCAUACAGCUUCCGGGUCAUGUGGCCAGCAUGACUAAGCCGCUUCUGGCAAACCAGAGCAGCGCACGGAAACGCCGUUUACCUUCCCACUGGAGCGGUACCUAUUUAUCUACUUGCACUUUGAUGUGCUUUCGAACUGCUAGGUUGGCAGGAGCAGGGACUGAGCAACAGGAGCUCACCCCGUCACGGGGAUUCAAACCGCUGACCUUCUGAUCGGCAAGCCCUAACCACAGAUCCAACUUUGCAGCAUGACGGUAGUAAUUUUACAAUAAAAGACACCACCCUAAUACAUGCGGAUAAUUCUGCUGCAUUUUGUUACAUGUAGAACAAUGAUAUAUUACAGUCAUUGUCUACACGGACUGGCAGCAGCUCUUCAGGAUUUUAGGCACGAGGGUCAGGACAUUCCCAUGACACAAGAAAAGUGACAAUGAUGGAAGAGAAGGUGGUAGGUAGUGUCUAAUAACUCAAUAACUCCUUGGUCUAAUAACUCAAUUUUUAAAAAAUGAAUCUUAGCUGCACCUAUAGUCAAUAAAACUGCUUUCUUUCUUUAUUAAAUGUCUUCUGUCUGUCUUGCCAAAGGAUCCUAGUGUGGCAAACAACAAAGUGGCUAAAACAAUAGUUUUUUAAAACAAUGGCAAUAUAACAACAAAAUCGUGAGAUGGAGCUAUAUUGCUCCAAUCAAAGCACACUCUUCCUGUUGUGUCACAGCAAGUAACUCAUCCUCUUAAUGCUUCCAGGAUCGGCACGGCAGCACUGGCAGUCCAGGUGGUUGGCAGCAACUGGCCAAAGCCACAUUACACUUUGCUGAUAACGGGCCUCUGCAGGUUCCAGAUUUUGCAACUGGUAAAGGAGAAGCCCUACCCUGUUGCUGACGUGGAACAGCUGGAUCGGCUGGAACAGUUCACCAACAAGUCUACAUCCGAGGAGGAACUGGGAGAGCUCUCAGAGCAGUUCUAUAAAUAUGCAUUGCAGGUUAGGUGGCUGGAAGUAGGAAAUGCUGAUCUAUGGUGGCUGUUGAGCAAACUGCCCUGGGUGUUGAAUGUUGAUAAGCUGAAAGAUUGUCUCACCCCCUUAUAUACCCAAUCAAUUACUCUACUCUGCAGGAGAGAGCCUCUUGCAGAUACCAUGUUAUCAAAAGGUCUGUCUUUUCACAAUCUGCGCCUGCCCUUUGGAAUUCCCUCCUGUUAAAUAUUAGACCGAUGCUGUCUCUGAUGUUUUUUGGCUCCUGCUGAAGACCUUACUCUUCCAAUUCGCCUUUUAGGUAGAGACGCUUCCCAGUCUUCAUCUGUACCGGAAUUGCUUUUAGAUGUUUCAGUUGUUUUGUAAUUUGUAUGUUUGUCGCCCUGGGUUCCUUAGGGAGGAAGGGCAAGAUAAAAACUUUGUACGUAUUAUGUUCUCAUUUCAUGUUUUUAUGUUGUGAACCACCCUGUGAUACUUGGCUGAAGGAUAGUAUAGAAAUUUAAUAAACAGCAGCAACAAUUUUAUUAUUUGUAUCCCGCCCGUCUGAUUAUAGAGGAAGGACUUGUAGUUCACUGGUGGACCACAUGCAUUGGGGGCCUGGUAUCUCUAGUUAACAGCAUUUCAGUCUCAGGUAGCAAGGACAGAACUAAGCAGGAGAUCCAUGAAAGCUGCUGCCAGCCAGAAUGAAUAGUAUUUGUCUAGUAUGUGUCUACUCUCCAACUAUACAGUGGUGCCUCGCAAGACGAAAUUAAUUCGUUCCGCAAGUUUUUUCUUCUUGCGAGUUUUUCGUCUUGCGAUGCACGGUUUCCCAUAGGAAUGCAUUGAAAAUCAAUUAAUGCGUUCCUAGGAAACCGACUUCAGACCAGGUCCGGGACAGUCUGUCCCCCGACCUCUUCUGAAGGCUGGGGGACAAGGGCUUUCUUCCCACUCCACCCCAGCAUUUUAAAAACCCCGGGACAGCGGCGGGCUUCUCCGCUGUCCGGGGCGAUCUUAAAAUGCUGGCGGGCGGCAUUUUAAAAUUGCCCCGGGACAGCGGAGGACUUCUCCGCUGUCCGGGGCGAUCUUAAAAUGCUGGCGGGCGGCAUUUUAAAAUUGCCCCGGGACAGCGGAGGCCUUCUCCGCUGUCCGGGGCAAUUUAAAGCUCCUGGGAAGGCAGGCAGGGGGACAAAGACUUUCGCCCCCGCCAGCCUUCAGAAGAGGUCCUGGACCUCUUCUGAAGGCUGGCGGGGGCGAAAGUCUUGUCCCCCCACCUGCCUUCAAAAGCUGUCCAGCCAAGGCUUCGCGGACCUCUCCGCAAGCAGCGGCAGCACUGCCGCUGCUUGCGGAGAGUUGCCGGCAUGCCGAGCCUGCGCGCGCUGAGAUCAGCGCGCCCAGGCUUCGCGGACCUCUCCGCGAGCCGCGGGAGCGCGGCCGCUGCUUGCGGAGAGUUGCCGGCAUGCCGCUGCCUGCGCGCGCUGAGAUCAGCGCGCCCAGGCUUCGCGGACCUCUCCGCGAGCAGCGGCAGCGCUGCCGCUGCUUGCGGAGAGUUGCCGGCAUGCCGAGCCUGCGCGCGCUGAGAUCAGCGCGCCCAGGCUUCGCGGACCUCUCCGCGAGCAGCGGCAGCGCUGCCGCUGCUUGCGGAGAGUUGCCGGCAUGCCGAAGCCUGCGCGCGCUGAGAUCAGCGCGCCCAGGCUUCGCGGGACCUCUCCGCGAGCAGCGGCAGCGCUGCCGCUGCUUGCGGAGAGUUGCCGGCAUGCCGAAGCCUGCGCGCGCUGAGAUCAGCGCGCCCAGGCUUCGCGGACCUCUCCGCCAGCAGCGGCAGCGCUGCCGCUGCUUGCGGAGAGUUGCCGGCAUGCCGAGGCCUGCGCGCGCUGAGAUCAGCGCGCCCAGGCUUCGCGGGACCUCUCCUGCCUUCAAAAGCCGUCCGGGAUAGCGGGAAGCGCUUCCCUGCUAUCCCGGACUGCUUUUAAAAUGCUGGCGGUGGGGGGCAAAGCCUUCGGCCCCCGCCAGCCUUCCUGGACCUCUUCUGAAGGCCGGAGGGGGAAGGCUUUGCUCCCACCGCUAGCAUUUAAAAGAGGUCCUCGGAGAUUUCCCUAUGGGCUUCGUCGUGCGACGCAAGCCCAUAGGGAAAUUCGUGUUGCGAAGCGCCUCCAAAACGGAAAACCCUUUCGUCUAGCGGGUUUUCCGUCUUGCGAGGCGUUCGUCUUGCGGGGCACCACUGUAGUUGGAUUUCUUCCUAUACACAUAAAAAUGUAAGGUGUCAUCAUGUUUAUGAGGCUGCCGGUAGGUGACCACACCAACUGUGGCAAGGGGGGAGAGACUUUGGUUGGGGGGGUGAGUGAGGUAUAGAAGGAGGGUGCUUGGUCAGCUGUUGGGGAUGGGCAAAGGGCGUAGGCUGAAUUGGUGAGUAGAAUAAGCAGGGGCAGUAACUUCUUGUUAAUUAUGCUUUUGAUGAUAUUCAAAACCACCACUUCAGAAAUUUCUAGUGGGCCCAACAAGCACCAUUUUUGCUUUUGCAAAGUUCUCUACAAAAAAAAGGCCUUAACAGGAAGAGGGACUCAUGUGGUGGCUGUUUAAGAAGUGAUAGGAAAAUUCAGUCCAACUGAUUCCUUGUGUGGUAUGUGGCGACUUACCUCAUCCCCCAUGCUGUUAAGGUUCUCGUUAGUCCUUUGCUGGGAAUCCUUUUGGACACCUAAGGGCUUGCCUACCUGAUAAUUAGAAACAGAGGUUUGUGUCUCUUUGUUUUGCUGAUCCUUUUGGACUCAGCAAAGGAGCACAUAAGCUAAGUGCUUCCAUACAUGGUUUUAAGAUGUGGUUCAUGCUGGCAGGGCUAUAGGGCUUGCUGCAAGCUACUGCUUGCCCUGAGUAAUAGAUGUGCAUGUUAUGCAAAGCGAAUGAACUCCUGAGGAUAAUUGCAUCAGAAAGACAGUCAAAUUGUACAGCAAAAAAGCCCCUCAAGCUCUUCUUGAGUCAGCAGUGCUGACAGACUUCUUGAUGCCAAUCAUCCUUCUUUGUUCAGGUAGAUCCAUGAAGGAGAUUUGCCUGAAGACAAAUGGUUUUUUAAACUGCUGCAAUUGAGAAAGUUUCAGACAGAUUCCUUUCUGAGCUGUGUAAUGGUACAGGUUUGUGCAGCUUAUCCAAAAUGAUAUCUGUUCUGAAAAUUCACUAUACGUUUUUUUCUUUCUUUCUAUGACGAAGCUGGUUGAGAUGCUGGAUAUGUCAAUCCCUGCAGUGGCUAAACUGAGACGCCUGUUAGACAACCUGCCUAGGGAAGCUUUACCAGAUAUAUUAACCUCCAUCAUCCGCACCAGCAACCAGGAGAAGCUUCAGGUAGGGUGUGCUGCCUUUGCACAGACUGAACAAAGAAAAAGAGUGUCUCCUGUUCUAGCCAACUCUGCUCAGUUUCCAAGUGUUCCAUCUAUCAAAAGGAUGAAGCAAGAGUAUGCUGGCACAGAAAUAAAUGCCUCGAGCCCUUUGCCAUAAAUAAAAAAAAUGUAUAAACCAUCACAAUGUGUAGCUUUGGUGAUAAAGUGGUAUACGUCUACAUCCUGAAAACCACACUGUUCUCAUACAUUUUGACAUGGAACAUCCGUUCUAAACUUAUGUCUUUGGCAAACACUCCCUCUUCUUAGUAUUGUGGGCCCAAUUCUAUGGAAAUCCCAGCUGAGGCCAGACAGGCUCUCUCCCUACUGAACUUCCAGUGCCUAUUGAAUGUUUUUUCUUAUUCCUGCAGGCAUUUUAAAUUGUAGUGUGAUCUUACAGUUUUAACUGAUUUAUAUUUUUGUGUUGUAAACCAUUUAGAGACAAUUGGAGUUAAGCAAUGCAUUGUUUAUAAAGAAAUAAAAGUGGAUUUGUUCUGUACAUUAAGUAUAGCGCAUUCCUUUUGGGGUCAUGGGUUAUAGGUUUUUCUGCUUCUUUAGGGGAAGUCUGGCUACCCUACUGCUAGGAAUGGCAAAUAUGUAAAGUGCACGCGGAAGGCCCCAGGUUCAAUCUCCAGGUAAAGCAGGGGAACAUGUGGGCCUCCAGGUGUCUCUGGACUAGUAAUGCCCAUCAGCCCCAGCCAGUAUAGCCAAUAGGAAGGGAUUAUGGGAGCAGUCCAGCAACCUCUGGAGAGCCACAGGUCCCCCAGCCCUGCACUAGGCAGACACACAGUGGCUAAACUCAGAGAUACAUAUGAGAUUAAAAACAGAAUCAGCAGACAGGACAGGUUUUCAUUUCAGCAUCUCCAUAUUACAACGUAGCUUCCUUGCUCCUUUAUCCCCUUGCAAGCAUUCCGAUACGUUCCUUGAAGCUAACCACCUGUUGAUUUUUCCAUACAGCGGCACUGACACAUUUCAGAUAGAGCAAAUGUAUUUUGUGGGAGAGAGUCUGGAAACUGUAGUAGGUGAGGAAAAACACCUAAUAUGUUGUGCCUUUCUGUUAGAUUUUAGAUGCUGUUGGGCUGGAGGAACGGUUCAAGAUGACCAUACCAUUGCUUGUUAGGCAGAUUGAAGGCUUGAAACUACUUCAGAAAACUAGAAAAUCCAAACAGGAUGAUGACAAAAGGGUAAUCUCUCAAUUAUUAUAAUUAAAUAAUGUGUUUUAAGGCCUUUGUAUGGAGGCUGACAUAAUGUUAGAGUAGGUGAUAAAGACAAAAGCAUUAUAAAAUGUAUUUUAUGAAAUAUUUAUUUAUUUUCCAUCGGCAUUUAUCAGCUGGUCCCAGGGUGGCUUACGUACACUUGAAUAUAAAGCCAUGUGAUUUUUAUCAGAUCACUAAGCCAGCAGUUAAAAAACAUCCUUAAAUAGCAACAAUUUUAGCAGUUAAAUUUUAGCAGGUCAUUAUUAUGGUUUUUACUGAUUUUCCCAAUGAUGAUUUUUGUUUUAUUUUAUUAUUGUGUGGACUGUUUUAAUAUUUAUUUUUGUGAAUGAAAAAUGGUAUAGAAAUCUUUUAAUAAAGUUAAUGAAUGAAUUGGGUAAGUGGUUGCUUAGUGCAGUAGCCACAAGCUCACACAGAGAAAGUUCCUGCUAUUGUUGAGCCUUUCAAACUUUGUAGGUUGUAGCGAUACGUCCCAUUCGAAGGAUCACCCACUUUCCAGGCACUGCUGAAGACGAGGAGGAGGAUGAAGACCACAACGAUAUUGUUAUCCUUGAAAAGAAAAUUCGAACCUCCAGUAUGCCUGAGCAGGCUCUAAAAGUGUGUGUAAAAGAGGUUAAGAGGUAGGUAGUUUAUUUAGAUACUGAAACUCUCAGUUUGUAACGUUUUAAAAUCUGAUUUUAAAAUCUGUUUUACAAUCUUUGAAGCUAUUACUUGACUUCUCAUGUUUUCUGUAUUCUUGAAUACCACACUUUUAAUACGUCGUAAUCCAGCCUUCCGAAGCCAGUGCCCUCCAGCUGUUUCAGACACCAGUUUCCAUCCACCCCAGCCAGUGUGGCCCAGGUUCAUGGUUUACAGAUGUUGUAGUCCAAAUCAUCUGGAGGGAACCACACAUAUGGCUGAUAAAUUAUACUUGAGAGAAGAGGCAAAAUCAUGGGAACACAAAGUGAAUCAGGGGAUGAAUCCAGUAACUGUGGCUUUAAAAACAGUUAAACAUGUGCAGCACAGUUGCAAGUGAAGCUUAGCAUGUUCAGAUUACUUGCUAGGAUUUUAAAAUACAGAACUGAUGAGCACACAUCUUUAGGAACAAAUAUGCUUAAAUUACACAUUUCAGUUUUAUCUGUUCUUCUAGAUUAAAGAAAAUGCCUCAGUCAAUGCCAGAAUAUGCCUUAACUAGAAAUUACUUGGAACUGAUGGUGGAACUGCCAUGGAGCAAAAGUACAAAAGGUAAAGGGAGUCUUCUAUGCUUCUGUAGACUAUGGCUACUACAAAUUGUUUGAAAAAUGCAAAGGGAAGGAAUAUUGGUGGUGUUACCAGGGUUAUACGUUAUUGUGGCUAUUUGACCAGCAGAGACGCUUAAGCUUGGCGUUUAAACACAAUUAACAUUUGGUCAACAGAUCGCCUGGAUAUCCGUGCAGCCAGAAUUCUUCUGGACAAUGACCAUUACGCUAUGGAGAAGUUGAAGAAGAGGGUGUUGGAGUAUUUGGCAGUCAGACAGCUUAAGAACAACUUGAAGGGCCCGAUCCUUUGCUUUGUGGGGCCUCCUGGGGUUGGAAAAACUAGUGUGGGAAGAUCCGUGGCAAAGACUUUGGGCCGAGAGUUCCACCGAAUCGCCCUCGGUGGAGUGUGUGACCAGUCUGAUAUCCGAGGACACAGGUAUCUUUAGUGCUCCGUUUGCGAAGUGGUGAUUUACAAACCGUAGAUGAGUUUUCAGCUUGUUCCCAGCUCUGCCACCCCACCCCACCCCUUUUUAUUACCUUGACAUCAUUGUUGUCUUCCCAAUGGGGAAAGACACACUGCAACUCAUGCAUUACAAACAGCCCCUUCUCCAACCUGGUACCCUCAAGGUGUUUUGGACUAUAACUUUCAUUAGCCCCAGCCAGCACCACUCUGCUAGCUGGGGCUGAUGGGAGUUGUAGUCCAAAGCAUCUGGCUCAGGUUAUGGAAGUCUGCUUUGCUACAUACAUCUCCCCCCCCCCCCCCAGGGAGCAGUCUCUGCAGCAGGGGAAAAAUUAACGGUCAGCAUCCUUAAAUUCUGCUACAAAUGGUCUUAAUUUAUAGUGCAGUCCUAUGCAAGUUUCGAAAGCAGUUCGAAAGCACUUAAGUGCAAGUAGAUAAAUAGGUACCGCUUUAUAGCGGGAAGGUAAACGGCGUUUCCGUGUGCUGCACUGGUGUAGGCUCGCCAGAGCAGCUUCGUCACCCUGGCCACGUGACCCGGAAGGGUCUCCGGACAGCGCUGGCCCCUGGCCUCUUAAGCGAGAUGGGCGCGCAACCUCAGAGUUGGUCACGACUGGCCCGUACGGGCAGGGGUACCUUUACCUUUAUGCAAGUUUACUCACAGAAGCAAGCCACACUGUUUUCAGUCGGAGUUUUCCUCUAGUGGGUGUGUUUAAGACUGCAGCCUUAGGUAAGUUUUGUUGAACUCAACUGGAUUUACUUCUGAGUAGAUACACAUAGGAUUGUGCUGUUAAUUUCCUUUUGUAGAAAUGGGGAACAAUUUUAAUUGGGAGGCUGAAAAUGAAUCUUAAAUGUCUCAGGAGGGUUGGGUGUUUCUUUACAUGUAAAUAUAGAUGCAGAUAAUGUUAUUUAUUUAUAGUGGGGUACACAAAGGCAGUAUUCAAAAACAGCAUCUGUUCAUCCUAUUUAAUCUUUGGAAGUUGCGCCUCAUUUGAUAUAUUGUAUCCCACCCUCACUGGGAGACUUUGGUAUGCACUUGUCCGGAGUCAGUGUUCAGAAGUGACUGGCGAUUGUGACGAAACUGAAUUCAGGAGUGUAUGGAAAGGUGGGUGAGAUACUUGGAAGUGAGUCCUGCCACCGAAACAAACAAAUGAUAGCCAACUAGUCAGAUGGGUUUUGACAGAUUGAUUCAAUUUAAAUAUGCAUGUGACUAAAAAAACAGUUCUGAAAAGGAAAUGGGCAUAACUUUGUGUUUAAAACGCCUUUGUGCAUGCAUAUGUUGCAGGAGGCCCUUCUCCGAAGAGGCAUCCCCUUUUGUGGGUGACAUUGAAGGGUGGGUGCCUCUUCUAAGAUGGUUCCCUUCCACCUGCAGUUUAUAGAACAUGGCUGGGCAAACUAAGGCCCAGGGGCUGGAUCCGGCCCAAUCGCCUUCUAAAUCCACCCCAUGGAUGGCCCGGGAAUCAGCAUGUUUUUACAUGAGAAUAUGUCCUUUUAUUUAAAAUGCAUCUUUGGGUUAUUUGUGGGGCCUGCCUGGUGUUUUUACAUGAGUAGAAUGUGUGCUUUUAUUUAAAAUGCAUCUCUGGGUUAUUUGUGGAGCAUACGAAUUCGUUCAUUCCCCCCCCCCAAAAAAAUAUAGUCUGGCCCCCCGCAAGGUCUGAGGGACAGUGGACCUGCCCCCUGCUGAAAAAGUUUGCUGAUCCCUGUUAUAGAACUCCCUUUCUUUAAAAAAACAGUGUUGAUGGCAAUGAUGAUGAUUUAUAUAUUGCCUUUCAUUUCAAAAAUAAAUACCAAUGUGGUUCCAGGAUUAUGGAGAGCCCUGAAGAAGGCUAGGCAGGAACCAGCUUUAGGACCAAGUUGUAGUGGCUAGUAGUAGAGGAAUAUACCCUCAGGGUGUUUGGUAAUGGGCCAUUAAGAAACCAUCAAGCAAAAAAGAAUAGCGGAAACAUAUUUGCUACAGGAGAUUUGAAGGUGGUGAUUGACUGUCUGCAACAAGUUGAGACAACUGCCAUUCUGUACUUUGUUGGAAUGGGACACUUCAAAUGAACAAAUAAAAUUUAGGGCUUUGCCAAAGUUGCCUAGCAAAUUGAGAUUUAUGUUCAAGAAAAUGAUUUGGGAAAGCAUACAUCAAAAUGUGUUCUUCCUGUUUAGUCAUAUAUCUGGGGCCUGUUAGAAUACAAAUUCCUGAAUUUACUGUGGGUAGUUUCUUGGGAAAUGGUGUGUUUAUGCAACAUGAAAAGGCAAAUUUUACCAAGCAAUGGAAGGUCCUUAGUCCUUCCCCACAUAGACUUUCAAAAUGGCACUGUAGGCAGUCCUGCAUACAUUUUUGUGCAGUUUUCAUGACCUGGCCCACCUGCUUUUUCCAUGCAUCUAAAUCAAGACACCAAGACAGAACAUCCUCCAGGUGAUUGCAAAUCACUCCGCUUCAAGUUAGCUUUGUUAGGCUCUUUUCACAGCUUCCACCACCUGUUAUAAUUGGAUUAAUACAAUAAGCCCAGACAACACAAUUAGUCAUUGCAGCCUCCUGUGUGUGUUUGAGGAGGCCUCCUGCACAAUCUGGGCAUUGUGGAAUAUACUUUGAUGUUUCUAGACGUCCAAAUACAGCAUAUUCCUUAGCAUGCUAAACAUGGGAGUGGCCAAACGUCCCCCCCUUAAGGGACUGACUUGCUGUUGUUACAUAUAUCAAGCACUAAAUCUAGGUGAUAUGAUGUUCUCAUCCCAUGUUGGCCAUUGAUGUGGGGCUGAAGCAGGCAAACCUUAGAAUUUAUCUCUCUCUGCUGUUGACAGUGCUCUACCAAAGUGGUAACAGCAUGCUGCUGUUCACGUGGAAACCACUAGAGGUUGUCCAAUGUUUAGGAAGUGUGAAGGGAACAUAUUUUUAUGAAGAGAGUGGCAGCUUGGACUUCCAGCUGAAGCCUGCUAGUUUCAGAACACAUGCUAGCAAAGUUUUAAAAGAGCACAGUGCAAUAAAUAGCUCUCCACCUUUGUGUCCCCACAAAGGACUUGUGGCUCUUUCUGGGAGUUCUCUUUCCCCACAUCCACAUGUAUCCUUUUGGGUUUCGUUAAGCCCCCUUAAAAAAAAUGUUCAGCUUUAAGAGCAGCAAACAAUUUUGAGUCUGCUGUUGGGGGAUGGCAGGAGAAGACUUUGUUGCUUCACUGUGCACCAUUGAUCUCUUCACAGCAGUCUCUGGCUUGUGACCCAGUGCUCUGACAGCACCAGAAUUCCUCUUUAGAACCGAGUUUGAUAAGCAGCAAGACCAGCUGAUACCCUUGACUUGUUUUUGUUAUGUGUGUCACUCCUGCGCAAAGCUAGCCUCUAGGAAAACUCAGCUGAUUCUGCCAAAAGUGAAAGAAGAGUUGCCAGAGGCAUGCCGGGGUGUUGUAUUUGGGGAAGGACUUGUAGCUCAGUGUUAGAGGAGAUGCUUUGCAUGCAGAUGAUCCAGGUUCAGUCCGCGGCAUCUGUUUGGAACCCUGGAGAGAAGUUUACAUGUUUAGGAGCUGAGCUAGGUGUAUCCGUGUACUGAGCUAAGUGCACCAGUGAUCUGACACCAGCAUAAGCCAGAUUGCUGGAAGUGUUGGGAUAGUUCUCAAGCAAAGCUGGGUUGAAAUCUGUACUCAGCUGUGAAGUUCACUAUGUGGCCUUGGGAAAAUUACUCUCAGCUUCAAUUAUUUCUCAGGAUUAUUAUGGGGAUAAAAUGGAGGGGCUGGGAAGAAAUCAUGCACAUUGCCCUAAAUUUCUUGGAGAAAAGGUGGGAUAUAAACAAAAUAAAUAAAGUAAAAACAAAGUGUUUAUUCCCUCAUCCGCUAAUGAAGACAUGAUAUCUGCUUGCUUUCUCCUUGCUCUCCCUCUUUUGUGUAAAAGAUAGGUUGGAUCUUCACUGAGUUAGCAUUUUUGAUGAGGGCUAUUCCUAAAUCUGCACUGUGAACAACAGUAUCAACAAGGAAAUGAGAGCUCUUUAUAGCAUUGUGUUGCACAGAAGUUGUGUGUGUGUUUUUUUUAAGUACCAUCUCAUGUGAUAUUCAGAUAUGGGAAGAAGGGAACACCCAGAACUUGCCAUGUAAGGGCAGCUCACGUGCUUAGAGUUUGCCGUGCAUGUGAAUCUGCCUUCCAUUUGGGCUCCGAGGAUUCACUACUGUUUUCCAUUCUGCAAACAAAGUUAGUCUCGUAAUAGAGAACCCAAACUGACACUUUCCAGCUGUCCUUUGCUUUUGCUGGGCAGCUGUUCCGUGCUUGUGUGUGAAAAGUUUGCCCCAUCAUGUUAGAGACCAAGCUUAUUUGGGAAAAUAGAACUGGCGACAGCUUCAGAAUUUCUGCUUCAUUCUUAGCAUAUAUCUUCCUUCUUUAAAAAGAAAUACUCUGGGGGCAGAUUCAGAGGCUUUGGAAGAAAGCCACACAGUCAGGCAUCUCCUUAUUUGGCUGGGUAAAAGUGAAAUCAGCAUAGGUUAAUUAAGAUACGGAUCAAGUCCACUGUGCCAAUAUAUUAAGACUCCUUAUUUAAAUUUCUGAUUCAACAAAUCAGCUUUGUAUAAAGGUAGAAGAUACAUUUUUAUCCCACCCUGCCUCUAAGGAGACCUCUUACAAAAUUGUUAUUUCCCCUUCCUAAAUGGUUAUCAUCGUAACAAUCCUGCAAAGUAAUUUACACCGAGAGACAGAGAGCCUAUGUGUCUGGCCCAAGGUAACCCAUGGUUUAGCAAGGACUUUAACCCAGAUCUCCCUGGUCAGGGUCCAACCCUGUGUCCACUGCAUCCUGCUGACUUUCCAGGAACACAGUUCUAUUGAUGUUAAGCACUUUGAAGUCCCAUUGAUUUUUUAUGUUUUGUGGAACUGACUUAAGGGAGCAAAUUCCUUUGAACUUGUGUGUGCUAAAGUUGUUCUGUGAAUGACUGCCAAUGGGCCCACUGUUCAUCUGUCUUCCGCCCACCCCCUGUACACCCCCUUUAGGCCUACCCAACCUUCUCGCUUUUCAUGGUGCAGAUAUUUCCAAGGCAUUUGUUAUUUUUAAAAGCUGCAAUAGGCAGCAGCAAUACGUGAAUAGUGAUCAGGAUCCUUCCCACUGGGUGGUUGAUGGUAGACCUGUCCUGUGAUGGGGAGGGGAGCUGUCCAGCUGGAGCAGACUCUCAGGCUGGCUUCGUUUGUCUCACCCCCCAACCCUUUUUACUUGUAGUUCACCGUGAUGUCCAAAUCAAGCAAGCUACAGAGAGUUUCUCUACAAACCAGAAACUGAAAACAGUAAUUUGAAGUGGGUUUUCAGAUUUGGUUUGGUGGUAAAUAAUAGCUGUAUCCAUACUUUCCCCAGUUUGGAUGCCCUGGCAAAUGGUGUUUACCACUAACCAGGAAACGGAGCAGGGAAUUGGUAUGGAGACAAAUGGAGAGAAUGAACCCCCAGCACAUUCCUACAAACCAAACCCUGCUUUAGUCAUAACAUCUGAUUCAGGCCAAUGUAGUGCUUUAAUAUGGCUAGAGUAGUACCAGUCCUCAAGAUUAGGAUAAUUACAGGCAUAGAGAGAGAGAGAGAGCUGAUGCCAUCCAUUUAUGGAGAUCUCUUGCAAAUAAGAGUGUCAUUACAGGCUACUGAGUCUAAUUCUGAUUACUAUUGUUUUCCAGAUCAAAGAAUUCCCACCUCCAUGCAGAAGCAGAAACUAAAUGAUUCUGCUUUGAGCUUAGAAACUUGCUCACAGUUUGUUCCUUUAAAUUGUCUAAAUGUAUUAAAUACUUUUAUUUAUUUUGGAGAGACAGUGGAAAUAUUAGAGUUUGGAUGCAGUGUGGGUGAACAGUUUAUUUUUUCACUGGGAAUAGUACCAACAUAAAGAUUCCAAGCAAAGGUUUUUGGUGUGUGUGUGGUUGUAAACAGCCAGGCCAGUGCAGAAAGAAACCUAUUUCCUUAUUGCUUGACAUUUUCCAGGACUCACCAUGGCAAGGGAGCUGGUGGGAGGAGGGAGGAGGCAGAGCACUGAGAAUCCAGGGCCCGAGGGAAGGGUGAGUGAAGAAGUCAUGGGGAUCAUGCCUCUGCCCCCUUGGUUUCAACGCUGGAGGCUGAAGCUUCUCUCCAGCUACUUGAUAUUCAGGCGAAAUGUUUUGCUGAUUAAGGGCCUUUCCCUAACCAUGCUCCACGAAUGCCAUUUAAAAACUUUUGAUUCAUAGAUGCCUUGAGCAGUAUCUGGGCAGUAGGAGGAGGAGAAUCAUCAAAGGCACCGCGGUAUCAUGUAAAACUCCUGGAGGGUUGUGUGACACUGGCUAAUUUAGCAGCGAUGAAUUUGAAAUAGAAGGACUAGGUGCAGAGCUUGCCGUGUGCCUGCUCACCUGGGGCUAGUAGCAGGGGCGUCCCUCCUUUCAACUCUGCCCCUCCCUUGUUUUGGAUUUCUACACCCACUGUUGGCUCCUCCCUGCAGGCACAGCUUCCACUUUUUCUGUUGGCGCACAUCCAAACCAGGAAAUAUGGUUCAUGGCUUCUAAAAGAUCCCAAAUGGGAAACCAUAGUUUGAAGUUGGCUUCCAGGUUUCAUUGGAAGCCAUUAAACACCCUUCUCAAGCCAGACAUAACAGGGCAGCUCACUGUGACUUCCUGCCAUUUGUUUCCCUAUUUGUUCAAAAGGUGUAGGGAGCCAUAUGCAUGUGUGUGUCUGAAGCUUCUUUGUAUUUUGGCUUUGGUUGAUUUUAAACAUCAGAACACAGCCAAUAUCUAAAUCAGCCUUCUGCAACCUAGAGCCCUCCAGACGGACUGCAGCUCCCAUCAACUCCAACCAGUAUGGCUAAUGGUUGGGGACGAAGGAGAGCAACAGGUUGCAGAAGGCUGAUGAUUAGCUGAUUGGGGUUUUUUGGGUGACUUUGGAAAGAGAACAUAAAACAAUUUGCUUCCAGUUUGCUGUUCCGUAUUUCAACCUCAUCCCUUGCUCCCCACAAGGCGCACCUACGUUGGCAGCAUGCCUGGGAGGAUCAUCAAUGGCUUGAAGACUGUUGGGGUUAACAAUCCAGUGUUCCUGCUCGAUGAGGUUGACAAGCUUGGAAAGAGCCUGCAGGGGGAUCCUGCGGCUGCUUUGCUUGAGGUAAGAAGUGAAACAAGCUCCUUCUCUGUUGCAUGUAGCUCACCUUUUUCUUCAGAUCAGCUGUCUAAUUCUGAGCUUGACAAAUGGAGAUAUCAUUUUUCCUGAUCACAGUGUAGGGCUUUUGGAGAUGGAAAUAACACUGGACAAAAAAAUAAGAAAGCCAAUUCCAUUUGUGUAUGUGGAGCCAUCAGUUGCUUAAUAACUGUGGUAUUUGAUGAUUAAGAGCAUAAGAAGAGCCCUCCUGGAUCAGACCAAAGUCUGUCUAGCUCAGCAUCUUGUUUUCCCCUCAGUUACCAACUACAGUGGUACCUCGGGUUAAGUACUUAAUUCUUUCGGGAGGUCUGUUCUUAACCUGAAACUAUUCUUAACCUGAAGCACCACUUUAGCUAAUGGGACCUCCUGCUGCUGCCGCGCCGCCAGAACACAAUUUCUGUUCUCAUCCUGAAGUAAAGUUCUUAACCUGAGGUACUAUUUCUGGGUUAGUGGAGUCUGUAACCUGAAGCGUAUGGAACCUGAAGCAUAUGUAACCUGAGGUCCCACUGUAGAUGCAUUAGCAGGGAGUGAACAAGAACCAUCUCAUGUUGUUUUGUCCCCAGGUUCUGGUAGUCAUAAAACUGUUGUAUUAACAACUGGGGAUUUGUGUGCUUCUGCAUCAAAAACUAAAGUAGUGACUUGCUUUUUGACAGCAUAUUAAUCUGAAUGUUUGAUAUGGGCUUCAGAUCCAGGGUAAAGGGAAACUCCGGUUAGCCCCAUUGCUGUUAACAUCAGGAGUCAAUGGCUUAACUACCAUUAAGGGGGUGGGGGUGGAGAUUUGCUCCAGGUAAAGGGGGGUGCUGUAGGGACAGGGGCAUAUAGUCAGGUCACAUCUUAAUGUGCAUAAACUUACUGAGACCUCUGGGUAUGGGGUGGCAUAUAAAUUCAAUUUUUUAAAAAAUAAUAAUACACAAUUUCAACUGUAUGCCCUUGGCUGCAUCUCCAUUCCAGGAUCUAUUCCAGCCAUUUUGAUCUGCCAUGCUUUCUCUCUCUGCCCUUCUCCGUCCUCCUCCCUUGCAGGUGGAGGAGUGAGGAGCGGCAGUGGGUACACCAGGAAAGGGUGUCCCAGUGGAGCUUGCCAGACAGUAACCAGCCAUGAAAAGGUCAUUUUGGCAAUACACAAUUUUCACAUAGGCAUGCUACCCUUGGAACAUAACCCCAUCAUAUGAGGCGACUCGACUGUGUUCUUGAGGCUGGUUUCCAGUCCUUUAACCAAGUUUAACAUGAAGCCAGUGUUGCAUCCAUAUGUUGGGCCCUGUGUGUUUGAAGAGCUAUUGAAAGUAAAUUGGCUGCUUUGUUUCGAUAUUUUUGUGUGUGUGUGUGUGUGUGUGUGUGUGUUAUGAUGAUAUCAGAGAUACUUUCUGGCAUGUUGAGAUUGGUAGCUAUUUUGGAGCACUGAGAUAAGAAAACAACAACACAAGGGAGAGUCCUUGGGCAGCUGCUGGAUCCUUCAUCUGAUUGCCAUGGGACUAGCUGACAUUCUUACAAAAAAGGCAUUUUUAUUUAUAACAUGCAACAACAGGAAGGAAGUCAGGCAGAACGAUCCGGCUCCAUUUGCAGAAUGGCAAAUGCUUUGCCGUGGCAGAGGCUGUGCAAAGGAAUUUGUCUUCAUAUAGUAUGGAGGAUCCCCAAGUGCUGUUCCUGCAUUGUACUAGUACUGUGGCAAAACUCUUGUUUUUUAGUGUGACUGAAGACAAGAGAAGGCCGGCUUUGUGUAACCUGGGGUUGCUACCUAGCUUUGGAUAAUUGCAGUUAGUUUGAUUGUGAAUGAAACGAUUCUAUGACUACAAUCUCAAGGCAUCCCUGAGUUUCUUUUAUCCUUAAAGCUUCCCAGGGCAGGUUAACAUGGGCUGCGCCUGGCGUUGGGGAAACUUGUGACCCUCCAGAUCUUGCUGGACUGCAACUCCCAUCAAUGUUCUUACUGGUGCUGAUGGGAGAUGGAGUCCACCAUCAGCUCAAAGUUCCCUGCCUCAGGCUGGGCCAUUCCUUAAAUUGUGCUGAAAUAUUUCUCACUGAGGAACAAAUUCGUAUUCUAGGGCUGAAGAAAUGUUUUGUUUUGUAGACACCAGCAUUGAACAAGAUCCCCCAGAUAUGUUGGCACCAGCAUUGCCUGGGGCUCCUUUUUUUUCAACCCUCUGUGAUAAAACUGAAAGGACUUAUGGUCCUUCCCAAAUAUUCCCUGCCCUAUACACUGGAGGGAGAAAGACCCAGUUUGUCCAUUGCUGGGUAAGGUUGGUAGUUCAGAUGGUGGGACUGAGGUGCCGUGUUGCUUGAGCAAAGCAGAACGUCUUCCUAUUUCCAGUUACUGUCCAUCAACAAGAGAACAUUUGUUCUAUAUUUGGAUGACCCCACUGAAGGUCGGAGUAGACAGAAAAGGUUCCAAGUGUGUCUCGAUGGAAAACCUUGGUAGGCAGAUAUGAAGCAAAAAGCAAGUGGGCAGGCCACUAAGUGUUCUUGGGGUUUUUAUGUAUGUUGUGGAAAUGAAGGAGCUUAAUUAAAAUAGUAAUAAUAAUUUAUUUAAAAACUUUAGAAACCACUCUUCCAUAAAAGUGCAAAGGUCAGUAUACAAAGAAAUUUAAAGUUACAAAAACAUUAUAACACAAACCAAUGGUACAGUGAAAUCAAAACCAUUCAACCAGCUAAAGAUAAGGUAAAGGUAAAGGUAAAGGUACCCCUGCCCGUACGGGCCAGUCUUGACAGACUCUAGGGUUGUGCGCUCAUCUCACUCUAGAGGCCGGGAGCCAGCGCUGUCCGCAGACACUUCCGGGUCACGUGGGAAAGAUAAGGUAAUACAAAAUGCCUAAGCAAAUAUAAACAUUUAACCUGGUGCUGAAAAGAAUACAGGGUCAAUGCCGGGCAUAUCUUCCUCUGGAAAGCAUUCCGCAAUCAGGCGAUCCCCAGAGAAAAUAUCUUUUUCCUUUGCACAUAAUGUACUUCCCCUAACAAUGUAAUACAGAAGAGGUUUUUAAUACAUAAAAACUCUCCCCUUCACCCUUACUAUGUAUGCUCUUAAGGGACGCGGGUGGCGCUGUGGGUUAAACCACAGAGCCUAGGGCUUGCCGAUCAGAAGGUCGGCGGUUCAAAUCCCCGCGACGGGGUGAGCUCCCGUUGCUCGGUCCCUGCUCCUGCCAACCUAGCAGUUCGAAAGCACAUCAAAGUGCAAGUAGAUAAAUAGGUACCACUCCGGCGGGAAGGUAAACGGCGUUUCCGUGUGCUGCUCUGGUUUGCCAGAAGCGGCUUAGUCAUGCUGGCCACAUGACCCAGAAGCUGUACACCGGCUCCCUUGGCCAGUAAAGCGAGAUGAGCGCCGCAACCCCAGAGUCGGCCACGACUGGGCCUAAUGGUCAGGGGUCUCAUUACCAUUACCAUGUAUGCUCUUCUUUUUGGUGCUUUUGAUCAUUUUACAUUUUAAUCUUCACCAGAUAUGGUAAGUUUUGUUUAUUGACCAAACUGUUGACCGAAACCCCAAGGCAACUCACAGCAAUGUACAGAACCCUAGAGUUGCAGGGGUGGAAGGAACCCCAAGGUAAUCUAGUCCAACCUCCUCCAGUGCAUCUGUUGCAGUGCAAACAAUAUCUAGGCUGCCACAAACACUCUACCCUUGGCCAAAUGACAUAAGAUAAAAAAUGCCACCAAAGGCCUGACGGAAUAAUGUUUGAUGUUUUAUCACCAAAGAAGGGUCAUCCAGGCAUCUUGCAGCAGUUAAUACCAGAGCCUGGGGCCAUAUUGGUGGAGGCCCUUGCAUCAGGACUGGGAUGUAGAGCAGGGCUUCCAUCCACCAAGGACUGAAGUGUGCAAGCUUUGGUUUCAAAUGAGGACAUGAAGAGGUUAAGCAAUGCCAACAGAUGUCUGUCGGAGCUGCCUAUUGCUUUCAUACGACAGAUGGGCUACCUGCUUUAAAUGAUGAGCCUUCCCAGUCUUACCUGUUGAAAUCCAAGCACCAUUUUCAUAAUUAAUCCCCCACCCUCUCCUCCACCAGUCAUCAGUGAAUGUAACAAGCCUUUUCUGUUAAGCAGGCUGUAGACAUUCCUUAUAGCUUUAUCUCUGAUUUCAAAAUGGGUCAGCGGCAGCACAAGAAAGAAGAAACUCCCUUAGUAGAAGCUUCCACACUAUUUUAGAUUCACGUGGGGUUAAAGGUCCCCGCCCCCACUCACUCUCUCACUCAUAUUUACCUCAUUCUUCAAUAUAUAUAUUUUAAGUUUCAGCAAUGAAAGCUAAGUGAGAUGGCUUUCUAUUCUUGACAAAUGUUCAAACUCUCUGUGUGUACGUGUGAUAUAUAAUUUUAAUUAGCAGCACUCUUCUGGGUCCAUAAGUCAAGUCGCUAAAGCAAAAGGGAUGUAUUCAUUCCAUAAUGGAAAAGAUAAAUUAUCUUGACAGCAGCAUGCAAUUGCUUGGGCAUCACAGAGGUCCUGUCAUGUGUUAUGUGAGAACUUUUCAUGUCAAAGCCACAUUGAUAAUUUAUCAAGCGCCAAGCAAGAGCUCUAGAGUUCAAGGGAAGGGUGGUAGAAGAAAGGUGCUAGCUGAGUGUGAUGUUGCCGACAGGUGUGGAUCACAGAAUUCUAUGAAGAGGAGUGAAGGUGACUAAGGAAGGGGAGUUGUGUUGCCUUUCGAUACCUAGGAAACCACAAAUAUCAAGGUUUAUAUAACAAGAGCUUCAUUGUAUGAUCCUCUGUCUGCCCUUAAUUUUAGAUAGCGUGUAUGUUAAGGGGAAUGCAAGUUGAGUAGUUAAUGUGCACAACAACCAGUCGCUGUGCCCAUUCACCAGCCCUCAUGGAGAAUAUGCAUAUAAUCCUUCCAUGAAGAGGGAAACAUGCACAUUUCCCCAUCUGUAUACAUAAUCUCCAGCAGGCCUUGGGAAAUGUGUAUCUAUCAAUUGAAUUCUGUACAUUUUCCAGCUAUGGAAUAGCCUCGAGGAAUGUGCAUAUCUCAGCUGAAUUUUGUACAUUCUCUGGGUAACAUGCAAAUAUUCUCCAGUCAAUAUGCAUAGUCUCCACAAAACAUGUUUCCCCACUCUGCAUUUCUUGUUCAGAAAUUGUGCAGCAUACACCCCCUGGGCUGGUUCUGACCCACUGCUCAAUCUUACAUUGCCAACAACCUACCCUGUCAUUGAUCAGCCAAGCAGCAGGAAGGGGCAGGAAGGGAGGCCUCCAGAUAAAUAUUAACUUUGUUUUGCUCUUCCGUACUGUUAUUAAUCUUCAGAAAAUUGCCAGCCUGUGCCAGAAAUGGCAAUGGGUGGGAUCAGAGGUACUUCACACUCCUUCUUCCCCAGCCCUCUUCCCUGCUGAGUAACUCUUCCUCAACAUCACAUUGUCCUUUCUGUACUGGUCUUUCAUCAGUUAUAGGAGAGUACUGUAGAACUGCCUUCCAUUCAAAUGCACUAUCAUAUAGUAAAACUAGACUAUGCAAGUAUCUCACUCACUGAAUUAGGUUUGCACACGCAAGCGACUUUCCUUAUUUUUUAGGGCAAGAAACUAAAAUCAGUUUUCCUUUGAAGCCUUAUCUUAAUAUACAGCCCAGUGUAUACGGCAUGGACCAACUCAAGGGUUGUCCAACCCGCUCCGAGGCAUACAAAAAUUAGUGAGUCUUUGUUUUGGUGAAAUGGAGGGUGCUUGACUUCAGACAUGCUGGAACUCUGCUUCAGCCACACCCACAAAUUAAAUCCCCCUCCCUCAUUACAUUAAUUACAGGAUUUUCUUUUCUAUGCACUGCAUGUUCACUUUGAGUGCCAGCCCUACUCCUUCAAGUUAGAAUGUUGUUUUGGAAUGUAAUGGAUACUGCAGGCUGCUUUCUGGAAAGCUGUGCUGCUUUUUAGGAAACGGAUCUCAUUUUAAAGAUGACUGGUGCCAUGCACCUCCAUAAAGACAGUUUGUUUCCUUCAUUCAGCAUCAUUCUGCUGUUUCCUCUGUACUACAUUAGUUGGGCUUUUGCCUUCUGCUUUAACUGAUGCUUCUGGCAGCAACUCAGGAAAGCAAAAGAAAGCUUGGAAAUGAUUAAGAAGUUCCUUUUUGCAAACACUGUGAAGAGCAGCAGUGCCUUAUGAAUAGAUUUAACGUUUUAUUUCAAGUUUUUGUCAUCCACCUGCCCUUAGGUGGGCAUAAGCAGUUGCAGAAGCAUGUACGGUAGUGUUUUAUCUUGGUGCCCCAAAGGCUGGGAUUCUUAGGGCAGUUCUGCACAAUACCUGACAUGAGGUGGUAAAAUGACGCGGUAGUAUUCUGAGUGGUAUCCACUCUGAUUACAGGUAUAUUUUGUGUGUGUGUGGAUUGCUCAUAAUUUUGGAUGCUCCUUUACAGAGAAAAACUCCUUAUAGUCAACUUGCAUCAUAAGAGAACAUAAGAAGAGCUAUGCUGGAUCUGGCCCAAGGCCUAUCUAGUCCAGCCUUCUGUUCCCAUAGUGGCCAGCCAGAAGUCUCUGGUAAACUCAUAAGCAAAACAUGAGCACAGUGUCACACUCUCUCCCAUGUUUCCCAGCAAUUGGUAUUUAGAUCCAUGGCACCUCUUAAUACUGAAUGCAGUCCUCAUGGUUAGUAGUAAUUAACCAGAGAGAGAAUUAUGCAGGGAAUCUCUGGCCCUCCUGGUGUGCUUGCUGGAGUUGAUGGAAGUUGUAGCCUAGCAUCAUCCGAAGGGCCAAAGUUUCCCCACACCUAUGCUAAAGCUUCUUCUCUGGUGUGUGAGUUUACCAAGUGCAGGUAAUGUUUAAUGUGGGAGAGCCUUUGAAAAUGUAAACUUGUUGAGGCGUGUACUGAGUGCCCAUUCAACACGCCAGUGGAGUGUGCCAAUGGAACAGAAAAAAGCACCAGACAGUUUGGGUAGGGUCGGUUCCGUUACUGACAGUAUAAUGCACUUCCACAGCUUAGCAGUUACGUACUGGUGUAGUAUACAGUCUUUACAGCAGUCUUUCCAGUCUCCUUGCAGUUUUCCAACACAGACUAGGCUCUGGCCAAAGGCAAAGGCCAAGAGCAAGCUUGCUUCAAACACAAGUAUAUUUAUACUUUAGAUUAUGCUGAGUCACUCUCACAUGCUUGCUGACUCACUCUCACAUGCAUAACUGGUUUAGGCUUGCCAUAUUUCGAAAGGUGGAAAUCCGGACACAAAAGUUGUUGAGCAAAAUCUCAAAAAAAGAGGAUUUUUUUGAGCUGUUUUAACGGAAAGCUGCCAAAAUCUACACUACCAACAUGGGUUGCCAUAUGUCCGGAUUUUCCCAGACAUUUAAGCGAUUCCCACCCAGGCGGUUUCCCACGGCCGAAUCCUGGCUGUGUCUGGGAAAUUCUGAGUGCAUGGCAACCCUAAACUAGUUGCAGGUGCAGGACAAACACACCCUAAAUUAACCAGCAAACCUAACUUUUACCUGUCCUUUUUCUCUGCAUAAAUAAGCCCUUAUACAUUAACAAAACUCUGCUCUCAUCAGGAAUGGUACAGAAUUCCACUAUCCCAUUCUUCUAAAAAAAAUUUAAAAACGUACUUAAAUUGUAUAUCAGUGUUUUUAAACAAAAGGAUCUACUUUUUAAAAAAAAUUCCCUAUCCUUGCCCUCUCACCAGCAUAUGCUCAUUUACCUACCCAGCCUGAAGCUUAUCCCUCCCUGCAGAAAGGAUACGAGAGAGGGAAAAGAGAGAUAAGGAAAGGUGGAGGGGAGAAAAUAAGAGAGAAAAGCCUUGACUAACACGCAUGUUGAAAACAGAGCCCAAAUCACUGGGUUGCAGCAACGUUGAGACUGAUCCAAACAUUAUAGUGCAAAGACUUCCAGAAAAGCAGGCUCACGUAACUUGCAAUUUCUCAGAUGCUGCUUUUCUUUAAGGUGCCUCAACACUUUUUCAUGUUUGGGCUGCCGCAGACAACCACAACUACCCCUCUGGAAGUGGCGCUUCUCUUCAAAGCAAUCUGCUAAUUAUUUGCAAGGUGCAGCAUAUCUUCCACGCAGGAGUCUUAGAUUCCCAACAUUGCCUGUGAUGUGAAGGUCAGCUCUGAGAACGUGCCUAGAAUUAAACGGGCAAGUCCUUGUGCCAUCGGCCACCUAAUGGCCCCACACUCCUAAAUAAUUCACCAAGUGACCGCUUGAAACAAGUGUGAUAUUGUGAGCGCUUGUAAGCUCCAGUGUUCACCUUGAAACGCAGCAGGAACCAGAGUGGAGUGCCCAUUUUAAUUUAUCCUUAAUUAACAUCCCGUUACUCAAGUGACAGUGGCAAUUUUGCUUGGUGGCUGUUUGACAGAGAAAUAAGCAAAGGGAGGUGCUUGGAGUGUCAGUGUUUGUAUCAGUGACACUGGCUCAUCCUUUAAUGGAUGGUAAAUUACCCUGCUGUGUCCUUCUUGAUAGCCUCAACAGAGAUCCAUGCUUGCAAGCACUCAACCAGAAUAAGAGCUAGUGACUUAACUGCGUCCCUCCUAGCUGUGUACAGUCAAAGUAGCUUCUCGGAUCCGAUGCGCUCUAAUUUCCCUUUUCACCCUAAAUUUUCACAUGUACCCAUUUAAAAGUCAUUUUUAAAAACAGCAAUUGAUUAUUGACACUUGGAUUUUGGAGCGUUGCUCACCCUUUACUCCACUCAUUUGGCUUCUGCCCAUUCCACUUCCUUCAGUUGAGCACACUCAGAAAGGGUUAGACUUUAUAUGGGCAGCUCUACUGUCCAAUCACAAGUGCAAUUUAGUUUCACUCCUACCUUCUCACUGGCUGUUGAUUCUCCUGCUCUCAACCAGGAGAGGAUGAUAAUUAUAAUAAUAAUAAUGGGAGGUAACCAGCUCAUAGUAGACCCACUGAAAUUAAUGGCCUAUGUCCAUUCAUCUGAAUGGGUUUACUCGGAGUGGAGCUAACAUUGGCUACAACCCGGGGAAUAAUAGAAACAGAGAUUAAGAUAAUACUUUGCACUUAUAUGGCAUAUUGCAAUUGUUCAAAGCACCAUGCAUGUCUAUUCUUUUAAAUGGAGAUGCUAGACAUCAAGCUGGAAGACCUUCUGUAGGAAAAGCAUGUGUUCCAUUACUAAUCUCUCCCUGAGCCUCUCUUCUGCCUUGAGAGCUCUGGGAAUUGAAGUUCAGGUGGUGGCACUUAGGGAGCUCUAGCAGAGAAUUCUUCCCAUCCUUAUAAAACUGAAAUUCUGAGGAAUGUGUCAUGAGGGAAUAACAGCAGUGAAAGAAAUGGAGAACCUGUAUACAUUUGGUGCGCCUUCCUCUGUUCUGUGGAAUAGCAUUCCUGUCAAGAUACAACAGGCACCGUCUGUCUACACUUUCUGAAAACAAUUGGAAGGACAUUUUUGUUCUGACAGGCUCUCCCAGCUGGAGAAACGGGUCUUAGCCAUGAGCAUCUAUUUUGUGUUGUUUCAGUUUUGUUUUAACUGUAUUGGCUGUUCUUUGUGUUUUAAAUGGGUUUUUUUGUUGUUGCUGUUUUUAUUGUAUAUCACCGUCAGACUGUUGUGUAGAUGGCUGUUAAUAAAUAAUAUUAAUAAAAUAAAAGCGGGAAGUGUACUUAUGCCUUCAUUUUCUCCUUCUCCUCUUCCCACACCCUGGUCUCUUUUGGACAGAAAUAAAAAAGAGGAAGCUUGUGGUGCCACUAGUGUGACCCUCUUGUGGGUCCACUCCUUGAUGGCCAAAGUUUUUUUUUUUAAGUGUAGCUAUGGGACGCAGGUGGCGCUGUGGGUUAAACCACAGAGCCUAGGACUUGCCGAUCAGAAGGUCAGCGGUUCGAAUCCCCGUGACGGGGUGAGCUCCCAUUGCUCGGUCCCUGCUCCUGCCCACCUAGCAGUUCGAAAUCACGAAGUGCAAGUAGAUAAAUAGGUACCGCUCCGGUGGGAAGGUAAACGGCGUUUCCGUGCGCUGCUCUGGUUCACCAGAAGCGGCAUAGUCAUGCUGGCCACAUGAUCCGGAAGCUGUCUGCGGACAAACGCUGGCUCCCUCAGCCAAUAAAGCGAGAUGAGCGCUGCAACCCCAGAGUCGGUCACGACUGGACCUAAUGGUCAGGGGUCCUUUUCCUCUUUUUUUAAAAAAAAAAAUCCCGCCAACUGUCUUCUAAAAUAUAACUAAAUAUAACUGAGAAUGUAACAGCAUAUGUAGCUGUAACUACAGUCAUACUUUCUGAGAGGAAUUAAAUUUGCAAAUCUUUUUCAUUUGCUUUUUAAGGUCUUGGAUCCUGAGCAAAACCACAGCUUCACAGACCAUUACUUAAACGUAGCCUUUGACUUGUCCCAAGUACUUUUCAUCGCCACAGCCAACACGACUGCCACCAUCCCACCUGCUUUGCUGGAUAGAAUGGAGAUCAUCCAAGUUCCAGGUGAUGUAGAACUGACCAGGGUGUGGGUGCUGUUAAGGCAGGAUGUAUCAAUGAUUCCUGCUGCUUGUUGGCGCUGCCUGCCAUAUUUGUAUAUCAUAGAUGGCCACUGCUGGUAUCUUCUCCCAUCUCGCUCUCUUUCCAGCUGAGGCUAAAACUUCAUUUCCUUUAAAAAUCUGGCUUUGUAUGUGACUUCUGAUCUGAGUUCAAUAUCCUAGUUCUUCUAAAGGAUGUGUCUUGUUUCAAAGGAUACACGCAAGAAGAGAAGAUAGAAAUCGCACAUCGCCACUUGAUUCCAAAGCAGCUUGAGCAACAUGGACUGACUCCUCAGCAGAUUCAGAUUCCUCAAGAUGCAACCCUGGCAAUCAUCACCCGGUAAUUUUAAAAAGGUAUUUACAGUCGUACCUUGGAAGCCAAACGGAAUCUGUUCCAGAAGUCCGUUCCACUUCCAAAACGUUCGGAAACCAAAGUGCGGCUUCUGAUUGGCUGCAGGAAGCUCCUGCAGCCAAUCAGAAGCUGCAGAAGCCCCGUCGGACAUUUGGGUUCCAAAGAACGUUCACAAACCGGAACACUCACUUCUGGGUUUGCGGUGUUCAGGAGCCAAAACAUCCGGGUACCAAGGCGUUCAGGUUCUAAGGUACGACUGUAUGUGUUCAUUUUGCUGUUUGGUACAUUUAGUUGCUCUGCUCCGUUCUUGCAGCUGCCUAGGAAAAUCGAUAAGUUUAGGUUUACAUUGAAAAUGUUGUUCCAUGGCACCUGGAUUCAUUCCUGCCAGGAUGGGGACUGUGUGGCCUUCCAGAUGUUGUUGGACUCCAACUCCCAUCAUCUCUAGCCAUUCUGCAAGCUGGCUGGGGCUGAUGGGAGUUGGAGUCCAACAACACAAGGAGAGCCACAGAUUCCUCAUCCCUUCAUUAGGACGCAAUAAUGUCCAACGAAGCCUUUCCCCCAUAUCUUUUUGCACAUUAAAACCAUUCAUAGAAAUAUGUUCCCCAAACUAAGAGAUAACUUUCCUUGUUGUGGAACAGGGCCCUUAGACAGAUCCAGGAUUGUGUCAAUUUAGACGGGCACUGAAAAGGACAAUCUUGGCUGCUUCUUUGUACUAGAUACACCCGGGAGGCAGGAGUCCGCUCUUUGGAUCGCAAAUUUGGAGCCAUUUGCCGAGCAGUUGCCGUGAAAGUGGCAGAAGGCCAGCACAAGGAGGCAAAGCCAGAUCGCUCUGAAGUGACAGAAGGAGGAGGUUUGUGUGCCUUUUAUAUCCUUCUGCCAGUCGCAAGCCUUUGCCAGCUCUCUGGCUUGGAAGGUUGCCCAAGGAAGGGGGCCGUCAACAUUUCCGAGUUUGUAGAUUUGCAUAUGUUUUGUCCUCGACUGAAAUAAAUAUGCAGUGUUUUUCAUUUCGAUCGCUCAUGAUGAGCGAUAGAAUUAUUUGCAGUGCAUCUCUGGGGAGAAAGGAAAACUCAAGCCAAGUUUGUGGCUGAGAAAUGGGCGCACAGUGAGGACUGACUGCUCAGACCAUGUUUUGAACUGUGAAGCCGUUAAUGAUUUGGGGCUAGCAUCCUUGAGAAGCUGUUCCUGUCCUGUAUCCUGUUAUGUUCCCCCGUAGCAAGUGCUAUCCAAAAAGGCAGGGAGAAAAAGAGGAGUUUCCAGAGAGCUGUCCGCAGUUAUUGAGUACCUGGAUACACUAUAGAGCCUGAGCAGUCACCCUUUGCUGCUUGGGUGAUGUUGGGAGUUUGGAGAUAACAUGGGAAGGAACAGUUAAGGAUACAGAUAAACCAGCAUCGCCAGGCCCCUCUGGUGUGAUGAAUAAGGUUCCAGCAAUAACAGAAGCAUCAGCUAUGCUGUGAUGCGGUCAUGUGAAAAAGAGGCCCUGAGUCCUCUUGCCAGAGCAAUGUGGCCAGAUCGUUUCCUGUAACAGUAGCACCAAAAGGAUUUCUGCAUAGAGCAGGGGUGGGGCACCUUAUUCAGCCCAAGGGCCAGAUUUGUUUCUGGGCAACCUUUCAGGAGCCACAUGCCAGUGGUGGGUGGGUGCAGAGGCAAAAGUGGGUGGAGCAACGAAUGUGAAUUUUACCUUGGUAUAAUGGGAUGGUUUCCUACACACAGUCACACACCCCUCUCUGUCCUCGAUGUAGACAAGCAAGAGGCAUGAUUAGAAUUGAAGGAUGCGUUCCAUCCAGGCCAAAACACUUGAGGGUGCGAAGCAGGGCUUGGGAGAGUCCUGAGGGCUAGGUAAGAGACCUGGCAGGCUCCAACUGAGCCCCAGACCUGAAGCUCCUCAUCCCUGACAUAGAGUAAUAAAAGCAACAAGAAGUGAUCAGCAACAGUAGAUAUUUACCUUUGACUCCAGUGAAUAUUUACUCGUGGGUUAUGAUUCUGCUAUUCAGAAAUCCUUUAAAAGCUUGCAUGAAAUCACCGACGUGCUGUUGUCAAGGAGGAGGCCAUUAGUACUACAAUUGGGCAUACCUGCUAUAAACCGCCUACACAACAAACAUAAUCAGGGGCUGCAGUCUUGCUGAUGAGUCAGAUGCUUCUGUGUUGGUUGGCAGACUUAAAUAUGAUCAUCUAGCACUCGCUUCUUGUCUGAGUGAUAGCAAAAAGACAUUAUGGAGAACUCUACACCAUUCUACCUACCACAUGGCAGUUUAAAGGCAUGUUUUUCGAGGCAUCUGUGCAGUGUAGAAUAGCCUUGAGCCCUUGAACUUUUACCUCAUUUCCAGGUUUCUUUAACUGCUUGUGGCGGGGGCUUCGUUGGCAGCUGAGUUGUUGAUACAGUGAUUGCCAGCUAAGGGCUUCAUGCCAAUUUCUUUUUUUCAGAUCUGAGAACAGGGGAGACCCAGAUGUCUGUACAAGCUUUUCAUACUCUCCCCCCCCCCCAAAAAAAGCAGCCCUCUGUUUAAUGUUUUAUUAAUCAUCAGAAAUAAAAUUGAACAGCUAAUACACCUUUUAAAAAGAUAAUGUACCACUGAUAUCUUACAUGGCAUGUGCACUCAGAUGCUGACACCCUGCAAUAUUGUAAUUUAAAAAAGGGUGUAGCUGACAUCCAGGGGCUGCCUGUAUGUGCCUGGAGACAAGAUAUGUAAAACAAGAAGUAUUUUGGCAAUGAUAGUCACCCUCAAAUAUCUGAAGGGCUGUCACAUGGAGGAUGGAGCAAGCGGGUUUUCUGCUGCUCCAGAGGGUAGGACCCAAAACAGUGUUUUCAAAUUUCAAGGGAGGAGAUUUUGACUAAACUUUAGAAAGAACUUUCUGACAGUAAGAGCUGUGGAGCGGACUCCCUCAAAAGGUGCUGGACUCUCCUUCACUGGAGGUUUUUAAAUCAAGGUUGAAUGGCCAUCUGUCAGAGUUCUUUAGCUGUGAUCCCUACAUUGCAGGGGGUUGGACUAAAUGACCCUUUGGGUCCCUUCCAGCUCUUCAGUUCUAUGGAUACUUCGACCAGGAGUCAAAGAACAAUGCAACUAAUUCCAGAAGGUCCCAAACCAUUUGGACUUCUAUCUGUCACCACCGCAUGGCAAACCUCUGUUUAGAAUCAAUGGGUGUUUCAAAAAAACAGUUCGUAGUGGGAGCUGGUAGGGAAAAAAUAGAAAAUUCCCCAUGUGGGAACAAGUCCGUGGAUGUGCUUAAUAUAUAUAUAUAUUUGUUUUGAAUACAGGCCAUACAUCCAUAGCAGCAGGAUGACCUAUGUAAGGCAUACAGUAAAAACCUUUAGGUAUUUGGUAGCCCAUGUUGCUAUUCUGGGCUGCUUCAAGAGAGUGAUGCUGAUUUCCAAAAUUUUGUCCUGUACGCUGGAGCUCCUGUAUCAGGAGUUUGCUACGCACACUGUUCUCUUCUCUUUAGUGUUCCCAAAAUUGAAGUGAAGCGCAGGCUCAUCUGAAGUUCUCUGCGUGCAUUGGAGCCUCGGAGAACAUUAAGUCACAGCUCAUGACAGUGCUUGGUUUUUCCCAGGUACCAAAGUGCCUGCUAGAGCAGACUGGGAAUCUGAUAGCUGGGCCUUGUAGUCCAGAACUGCACAUACAGACCUAGCUCUGGUAAGCGGCAUUCACCAUCACAUUUCUCCCCUUGCAGCCUGGACUCUGGAAGGGAUCAUGGCUCAAUGGCAGAACACGUGCUUUGCAUGACAGAAGUCCCAAGUUCAGUCUACAGGCAUGGCCAAACUUGGCCCUCCAGAUGUUUUGGGACUACAAUUCCCAUCAUCCCUGUUCUGUUAGCUAGGGAUGAUGGGAGUUGUAGUCCCAAAACAUCUGGAGGGCCAAGUUUGGCCAUGCCUGGAGAUCUGGCAGCAAGUAGUGGAACAGGCCUCCCACCUGAGAUUCCCUAACUGUCAGAAUAGAUGAUACUGGAGGCUAGGUAAAUGCACAAAUAGUCUCAACUGAUACAACUAUACUACCUAUACAGAACGCUUAUUGUCAAACCUUUUUAGUGCAUCCUUGCUCGAGUCAAAAGUUGUUUGUGUGGCUUUUUUGGCUCCAUCAUCCCUGCUUAAAAAGGCCAAUUUUUCCCCUUGAAAGGUCAUGUUUGCUGAGGUUGAUAGGAGUUGUAGUCCAAACAAUUUGGUUGGUAUUAAGUUGCAGAAAGCUGUCAUUGGAGGAUCCCCGUGUAUGUGUACUCUUUAGCACUCCCAAGAGAGAGGCAGGAAAACCUCAAAUAUGUUUAAUCUUUGCAGUCAUCUCAGAUUUCAUUGAAUGCCCACAUGCUUUCCAAUAAUGCAAGGCAAGGGAUACAUCUUUUCUAAAGAAAUCCUAGUCAAUAAAAAGUAUGUGUUAAUCAAAUAUUAAAUUAAAUCUACAUAUAACAAAAAAAAAGUUUUGAAGGUGGGGAAACAUGCUUGCUUUGAUGUGUAAGUCACAGAUGGGUGUCAUCUUAGAAAAAGGCAUCUUCUCCUAGGUGAGAAUGAGAGAGUGACUCUUCUAUGAUGAAGCAUGCAUAUUAAAGCACAUUAACCAUUUUUAAAACCGUUGCUUUUUAAGUAUGUUGUUUGUUUGGGGAUUCUUUAGUCCAUUUAAAAAUAAUGUAAAUGGAGUAAUUGAUUGGUUUUAUUGGUGAUAGACUUUUGUUCUGUUUCUAACUGCUUUCAGAAGAUUUUACUGAAUGCCAUUAUUUGUACUUUUUUGGUUUUAUGUAGCCUAUGUACUGAUUUUUGUUAUAGUGGGUUUUUUUUAAUAUAAGUAAUUAAUCUACCCAGUUAAUUAGUUUAAAAUGUGGAGCCCCGGAGAAGAUAAAGAAACUAAGAUAUUUCAUAAAGGAAAAAAACUCACAUGUAGUGCUGGUAAUCAGUUUAAGAGCCCUGAAGUCUUUGUGACUUGAGGAAAGAGAACAUUUUAGUUAUCUAGUUUUACUAGAGAGAGGGCCAAAGCUCAGUGGUAGAGUAUCUUUUUUGUUUGCAGAAGGUGCCCCAGGUUCAGUUCCCAGCAUCUCCAGGUAGGGCUUGGAGACACUCCCUGACUGCAACUCCAGAGAGCCACUCCCAGACAGUGUGUAGACAACAGCACUGAGCAACGUGGAUCAAUGGUCGGAAGCAUUAUGAGGCAGGCAGCUUCCUGUGUUUCUAGCAGAGCAGUUUGGAAGCUCUUCCCUUCACAUGAUACAGUGACUUGUUUACUAUUAAACGCAGAACAAAAGGGAGGCUGUCUUCAGCAUUCCAGCUAAUCCAGCGAAGGAGUUAUUUACAGUGUUAAAAUUAGAGCUGGCAAUCGCUGCCAGCUAGGAAAGUCAUAGCAAGCUGAGUGCUUCCAAAUGGUGUAAAACUCCAGUUUGUUAAGGGUUGUCUUUUUUUCUUUUUUCUUUUUUGGCUGUUUGGAGAGAACCCAGAAAUCCUAAUCUGUGAACAGUUGUCUUUGUGUGGCCUGAAAUUGACAGCAGGCAAAACAAUGCAAAAUAAAAGAGAGCCUGACAAAUGGGGAAAGGGCUUGAUGUUUGGCUGCGCUGGAAUUAGAAUGGCACUGCUUUAGCCCCAGAAGGAGGUGGGUUGUUUUGUAAAAAAAAGAGAGACAGAGGAGGAGGGCAAAUGCUUUGCAGCACGCAAGCCCUGCAAUUGUAAGGAGCUGUAAUGAAUCAAGCCGUCUUGGAAAACGUUGCUCAGGCCGGCCCAGCUUCAAAACACCUAGCCCAAUGCAAGCCACCCGCCAUGUAUUGUGACUUGUUGGGUCCUUGGCAACAUUUCAGUUCCUUCAGUCUUCGUUGACCUAGCAGCCCAAAGCCAGGAGAUUUAUCAAGCCCACCCACCCAACAGUAUGUACUAGGUAGUUGGUAGGAAGCCUUCAGCUCAGGCCCCCAGUUGCAGGGGCCAAACCUUGCAGUUUCUGUAAGACACUCUCAAAAUAUCAUCAUACAGUAUUCAAGCUCAAAUAGAGGUUGCCUGACUUCUCAUACAGUGCCUGUCCUUCUUCUAAAAGGAAAUGAUAGAGAGGUCAGGAAACUGGACAAAUGGCACACUUUAAAUUGUGUAGGGCAGAAUUCAGAGCAUCACCCAGAGACAGCUGUAGGCAGAAUUCCUGCAUUGCGCAGGGGUUCCUUUCAAACUCUAUAAUUCUGUGAUUCUAAUUGGACAGUGUUCUCGAAGCUACAAGCAUGAGUUUGACCAAACUGCGGGUGGAAGACAGGAGUGCCUGGCAUGCUCUGGUCCAUGGGGUCACAAAGAGUCAGACACGACUAAACGACUAAACAACAACAACAACGUUUUCUUUCUUUUCUUUUGAAAAUAUCAUAUUUUUUUUACUAUUUAAGCUACAUUAUCGAAAUGUAAGGUGUGGAAUUUAUCAUCAUUACUUUCAUUUAACCCUGAUAAAUCCAAGGAUGAAGUGGGUUCAGCUACCUAAAAUCAGAUGGUGUGAAACAGGCCCUGGGGUGGGGUAGCUAAUCUAUAGUCUUCCAACUCCUGCCAGCUCCAGCCACCAUGGCCAGUGGUUAGGGGUGAUGGGGGAGGGGGCUGUAGUCCAGCAAUAUCUGGAGGACCCACCCCUGACCCAGAUGAAUGAGAGUGUUAGGAUUUCCAAGCCAACCAAAUGCCAGAUCCCUCAUAUCACAAACUACCCUUAGCAUUGCAUGACUAAAACAAAAAAUUAACGAAAUGAGAUUCCCUGUUUGGUGUGCCAGAGAAAUAUAACAAAGUAGUUACUAUAUAGAUCUGAAUUAUUUGUUGCAAUCGUGUUUUUGACCCGACUAAUUUGAAAGGAAAUCUGAAAAGCAUGAAUUCCAGGCAAAAAUCCUCUAGCGAGUUAGGCACCAUUCUUAAUAACCCACACUGCCUCAUAUUUAGGAUUUUAAAGUGCUGUCAGUCUCAGGUCUGUUUCGGCUAAAAUGUGGAAUUUUAUGAGAAGGGUAUAAAAUCCCGGGGUCUCAUUUUUUUAUUAUUAAAUUCAUUUGUUUGCAUAGCAAGCAUGUGGCUUUAAAACACCUGGGCUUUUAACAAAAAGUAGCCAGUCUCUCUUAUUUGCCUUGGGGCUUUCUCCCCCCUUUCCCUUCUAAAGAGCACAGGGUUCAACUUCAGCCAAUCUUGCUGCAGAAACAUUAACGAAAAUCUGAUGAGAGCAAAUCCCAAGGUGAUACGGCUGCAGGCAGCUGUGAGCUUUGAAUAAAGCUGCACUGUGGUUAACACACUUAAAGGAAUGUCAGCAAAAAUGUAGCACUUGGAUGGGGCCCCCAGUCUCUGGCACCUUCUCUUUUCUCUCCAAGACCCCCCCCCACCACUUAUAAAGCAGGGGAAGGGAACUUGUGGCCCUCCAGAUGUUGUUGAACUCAAAGACCCGUCAGCCCUGCCAGCGUGGGCAGCAAUCAGAGAUGAUGGGAGUCUGACAGGAUCUGGAAGGCAAAAGAAUCCUCACUCUGCCCUGUUGCAAAAGUCGAAGUCUACUGGCACAAUCUGCCCAGAAAAUUAUCUGGUGCUGGGCCCACUAAAAUGGCAAGGAGUUGGAUAAGAGUAGAGCUUGUGUCCCAAACACUCUGUGUAAAGGAGUAAUAUCAACAGCAGGGGCAGGCAACCUGGUGCCUUCCAGAUGUUCAUGGAAUGCAACUCCUGGAAUGAUGAAUGGGACUGGAGGAAGGGAACCCAGUCAACCCCCCCAAACUAUACAUACACCCUGUCUUAAGUUUGCUCCCCAAGCCUGUGCUUGCAUGUUUGGCAGUCAGUCCCACAGAGCUCAGUGGGGCUUCCUCCAAGAAGCUGGGUCACAGUAUUUGCCCCUCUUUCCUAGCAACACAGACUGUGGAAGUACCAUAUCCAAGUGCAGGUCCCCACAGCUAAUUGGGACCCUCAGAGACAAGACUCUCUGAGCCCAAAUCUGCUGAGAAGAUUCUCUAGGCUCCCUUCAGACCAAAAGCCCCACACAGUUUAGGAUGGGGAACCUGAGACCCUCCAGUUGUCUUGGGACUCCAGCUCCCAUCAGGCCCCCCAGCAUGGCCAAUGGUCAGAGGUGAUGGGAGUUCAAGUCCAUCAACAUGUGGAAGGGGCCACAGGUUCCCCAUCCCUCUGAAAGAUGUCCUAUCCAAGCCUUCCUCAUGGACAGAUCCAUUCAGGACCAAAUUUAGUUCAAUGGACAAUUUAGGAUCAUCUCCUCCUGCCCUCACUGGACUCUUGUGAAAUCUUAACAUCAUACUUUUUAAUCUAGUUGUUAUCUUUCUAAUUUAAAAGAAGCCAACCUGUUUUGUAGGUGAUAUUUUUUUUAUUACUAUUCUUCAGCCUGCUUGGUUCUAUAGCCUCUUGUGAGGUUUGUAUGUUUAUGUAACAAACGCCAAUCUGAUUAUUUGAUGCUUCAGUCUGGCCUGUGUUCUAUUGUAAUCAGAAUGAGCUAAGAGAGCUUAUUAUUUGAAGCAGAAACCACAAGGCUAGCUGUAAUUGCACAACUUGGUAUGCAAAGUUGCAAAUUUUGUGUUGCAUCAGAUUUGGGGCAGUAGGGGAGGGGGUCAGAGAGUGGAAUAAAUUUCUGCCGAAAGACGGGACACUGUUGUUUGUCACUGCGACGUAUUAUGAAACAGGCUUUCCUAAUUGGGUUAUCUGAGUAUAAAGCAAAAAAAAGAAAGAAACGUCUUUUUCUCAAUAGGACAGAUGCCCCUCACAAAUUCAGGAGAGAAUCAUUUACAAGUCUCCCAUGUUGCCAACUGCUGUCUGCAGAGUGAGCAGUUUGAAAUAAAACUGGACUAAGUCCCAGUUAAAAUAUGAAUAGUUUCCUGUAUGCUUUUAGUUUCUUAUUUAUUUAUUUAUAUUUCAUAAAAUUUAUACACUGCUUGAUUGUAAAAAAAAAGAAAACCCUCAAAGCAGUUUACAAAGAGAGUUAAAGAAUGAGAAUAUCAGUAGAAACAACUCUUGGUGUAAAACCAGCAAUAAACUAAAAACAGAUUAAGACUUAUGUCAACAUUCUACAUGUCUGGGUAGGCUUGCUAACAAAAAUUAUUUUAGUGGGCGCCAAAAAGAAUACAGUGAAAUGCUUGUGUGACGUCAAUAGACCAGGAGUUCCAGAGUGUAGGUGCUGCCACACUAAAAGAUUGAUUUCUUAUAAAUGUGGAAUGGGUAUUAUGUAACACCUGCAACAGUGCUAAUUCCUCCUAUCUUAAUGGUUGAGUAGGCAUGUAUGGGUUUUCCAAAUAAACUAGCUUCUUAAGUCUUCUGGCAAAAUGCUGGAGAGUAUUCCUAUGUUGUUAUGUAUGCGUUGGUGUCUUUCGUUGUGCACUUUUCCUUCCCAUGCCUUCCACCAUUGUACUGAUGAGGGACACUGCGGGACACAGUAGUAACAUACAUUCUGUCAUUCUAAGGAUCCCUGUGCAAAGUUUGCCUCCUGCUGCCAGUACCCCUUGCUGUAGACUCUACUCACUCUGUGUGCUAUGCUGCAGUGGUGGAGGACCUGUGGCUCUCAAGAUGUGGUCAGACUCCUGCUCCAUUGGUCAUGACCAUUGGCCAUGCUGGAGAUGACUAAUGGGAGUUGGAAUCCAACAACAUUUGGAAGGCCACAGGUUUCCCAUCUUGGCUCUAUUGGUCUAAGAACACAGGAAACUUUGUUCUACAGAUCCUUAGUGCAUCUAUCUCAUUAUUGUCUAGGCAGGGAGAAGCGAAUGUGGGGUCCUGCAGAUGUUGUUAGACUAGAACUUCCAUGCUGGUUGGGGCUGAUGAGCAUUGGAGUACAACAACGCACAUUGUCUAUCCUGGUCUACACAUACUGGCAGCAGCUCUUCAUCUACCCAACUCUACCUGGAGAUGUCAGGGCUGAAUCUGGGGGCUUUUGCAAGCAUAGUCAUGUGCCCAACCACUUAGCUGCUUCUUUCUCCCAUAGGGUCUUCCUCAUGGACUUAUAUUCUCUCCUUUGUUGAUUUUAAAACAAAGAACGUGUUUGUUCUUUUGGUUAAAAAUAUCGACCUAGAACAUGGGGGGGGGGGGGCUUGUGACACACACAGAAAUGUUGUUGGAUUCCCAAUUCCCAUCAGCCCAACCAGUGGGGGCAAGGAGCAGGGAAGUUGGUCCAGCAACAGGGGCAAAGGUUCUCCGCUUCUUUUCUCGAAGAACUUAAAAUCUCCUACAAUGUGUUAUCCAUUGUUCAAAACAUACGUCAGGGAGAGACUAUUGCUGUGUGGCAGAACACAUACUUUGCAUGCCAAAGGUCCCAUGCUCAAUAGCAGUUAAAGGAGGAUCAGGUAGCAAGCGUUGUGAAAGACUCCUGCCUUAUGUACCCUGAAGAGCCGCUACUCAUCAAAGUGGAUGGUAAUAGACUCAAUGAGAACAGUGGUCUUGACUUGGUGUAAAACAGCUUUGUGUUCACUUGCACCUCACCAGCUGCUGUGGGAGAAGUGGCAGGCUGCGCACUCUGCACAGUCUUCAUGCGCACACAUUUGGACGCAUAUGUGUUUGAGAGAAGAUGCAUCUUCCCUACAAUGGUUGGGGGUGUGUGUGUAGCUGUGUUAAGUGAUGUGACUGAAUCAUUGAUCCUUAGGAGUAGCUCCAUCAAGUGGUUGCCCAUCCAUUUAGUGGAGCCAGUCGAGAUUCUCUCUAGAACAGGCAUAGGCAAACUCGGCCUUCCAGAUGUUUUUGGGACUACAACUCCCAUCAUCCCUAGCUAACAGGAACAGUGGUCAGGAAUGAUGGGAAUUGUAGUCCCAAAACAGCUGGGGGGCCGAGUUUGCCUAUGCCUGCUCUAGAAGUUGCCGGCAAAUGUUUCUUUUGCUCAUAUCUGUGAAGUGACCUUUUUUCUAACCUUAAGAGUGUAGAGAGCAUGUUGCGGAAGAUGCGAAACCUGAUUCGCUCAGCGACACUGCCGAUCUGGCUCUACCACCUGAAAUGCCCAUUCUAAUUGACUUAGAUGCCUUGAAGGACAUUCUUGGGCCACCAAUGUACGAACUGGAGGUAAUUAUUGACUAUUUUCUAUCUUUGCUCUUUUUUGUAGCUUGUAUAAAUUAGUUGGUGGUGGUGGUUUGUUUGCUUUCCCACCUUCAGAACAGCCAGGUUGGGAAGGGACUUCUGGGGAGAGUCCCAUGGGCCAGAUAGAAAGGCUGGGGUGGGGCCUGAAUUUGGGUCCCAGGCCUGCUGAUCUUCACCUUAUGUUAGUGGUACAAAAUCUAAGCUCUUCCAGAAGCUACUUGGUUACAUCCAGACUACAUCUGAAGCCUCUGAGCUCUGUUCAGGCGCAAGGGUAAAACCCCUCUUAUUACAUGCAGUAGCAGGUAGCUCCCACUGAACUGUAGGUCUUAUAAGGCCAGUGAAAAAAUUAGGACCUAGGGAUGGAAUGUCAAACCUCCAGUAGCUCUGUGUGCAACUUUGAACCAUUGGGGUGUUUUUCCUUGCGAUUUUGUCACCAGGAUCUGGCCACAUCCAGGGGCCAAGAUUACCGGAUGGCAGCUUCAUAAAAGAAGUGAGGCUUUGGCAUGCUUGAAGGGGUUUCUUUCUUCUUAAGCUGCUGUUGCCCUUCUCUCUGCAGCGAGGAGCGCUGAACUUCCGUCUCUGUGAAAAACAUUCCAGAUUGGUUCCGUUUGUUUUUCUUUGCUGCAGUCUGCAGUGGGGCCUCUCUCCCUCCCCACCCCACCCCCGGCUCAGAAAGCCUCACCUCUAACCUUCGCUCUGCCAUCAAUAACUAGCUGGAAAUCAAGACCCUGCAAAGGCCAGUCACAUGUCAGCGCUCAGCUCGAGGAGGCCCGGCAGAGAGAAAUUGAAAACCUCCCGUAAUUGAAUUGACUGGCCCUUCCGGAAGGGGAAGGCCCUUUUCAAAUGAAUAUAUAUAUUAGAGAGAAGUUAGGCCUAUAAUCUCAUAAGCGAGGGUGCUUUGGAAAGAAUCAAUUCAAUCAGCUGUUCCAAAGUCACAGAUCACUUUUAGAGUCAAAACCUCUUUUGGUGGAAUCAGAAUAUGGCACACCCCAGACGGAUACAUGUCACUCGCUGGAAUUUCGAAAUCCGAUCCUGGCAGAGUCUGAGUGUGUAUAUCUAAAGCACCCUUUUGCCUCUCUCAAGAGAGAUGGCUCAGUGCUGGCUGAGGAUGAUUAACUCAUGAUGGUUUCCUGAAAUGCGAAACCCCUUUGUGUGCCCAGGAACACCCUGUGGCCUGCCUCUUCUCACAUCUGUCUCUGCUGCUCCAUAGGGCUGCUGCUGCCCUGGUCCCAACUGCGAUGUUUUCUUUACAAUACUGUUGAUGCAUCCUGGGCUGCUUAAUGGCCACUGGAAAUAGCAGGUGUAUAGGACUGUUGACAACCUGGAAGCUGUAGGUUAGGGCAGGAGUUGGAAACCUGUGGUCCUCCAGAUGUUGCUGGAGCCCAACCCCCAUUCUUCCUAACCAUCAGCCAUGCUGGUUAGGGCUGAUGGGGGUCCCAACAGCAGCUGGGAAGCCACAGGCUUUACUCCUGACUUAGGGGGGUAAGGCUGACUCACCUAGCACUUUGUUUGAAAAAUGCUGCCUUAGGUUUACAACAAUGGACUCCUCUGAGCAUUCAGAGGCAGCUCAUCCCAUCAUUUGGAAGCUAAACUUCUCAUAUGUGUGGCAAAAAACGGGUUAAAAAUCAGGGUGGGGUGUUUGUCUGCAGCAUUAACACUAAACUUUUAAGAUAGAAUUAUCUGGGUGGAUAAGAAAGUCUUCACUUGGUGCUACAAGGACACAAGACUUGGCAAUAGGUGUGCCCUUCUGGGGAGAGAAUUUCACAGAGAAGUCCACAGUUGAGGUACCACCACUGAAAAGGCCCUUUGUCUCAGAAGUGUGUAGCGGGGAGCCUCUAAAUAUGGCUUCAAUAUUUGGGAGUAGGUUGCCCUUCGUAUAUCUACAUCCUAAACCAUAUGGGACUUAAAUGGUUUUAAGCCAGCACUUCAGAUUGUACUCGGAGACAAACUAUUAGGCAGUGAUGCUCUGUAAGUGAGAUGUGUUCUACUCAGCCAGCCUCAGUCAACAGUCUGGCAGUUGUACAACAGCUGCCUGGGCCAGUUGAAGUUCUGUGGGUGCAGACACUACCUGCCAGAGUUGGAACACUUCUGAAUCCCAUUGAGUUCUGUAGAACUCUCCCAUUAAUUCAGGGAGACGGAAAGGCACUUAGCUUUGGCUAGAUCAUGGCCCAUGUGAAGGUUUGAUAGAGCACUUUUUAAAAAGCAUCUUCCUUUAUAGCAGUUAAAGUUGAAGGUAUAAGAGCUGACCUUUCCUUACUUGGAGAAACUGAAGAACAGGGUAGAUCUCUGGGUUGCUGCAUAAAUGAAAAGUUCCAUCUGCCAACUUCAAAAAACUUUAACUCAUUUUUGCUGUUACAAAAAAACAGUACUCUAUUCUCUGCUCUAUGAAGUACCCAUUUUAAGCCCCCACCCACAUGCACCCUAGCCUUAGGAAACUUUCCUCAGAGUAUAUGUUUGCAGCUCCACCCUUUCAGAAAGCUGUUGUCAGUGGUGUUUCAGUCCUUAGCUUCCUUGGUCUGAUGCAGGGAAGAAAAAAUAUGUGUAGCCGGAAAAUAUUAAUGUGUGUAGUGAAAGGGUAACAUUUCACUUGAAGUUUUGCUUGCUUUGUUUGUUAAAAGCUAGGAUUCUGGAAAUGAUCCAUGCUGCAAAAGUGUUGACAUCUUUCCGCAGGGCCUGCAAGACGGAGCUGUUCCGCCUGGCCUUUGGUUUGGACUCAGUCUAACCCUUAUAUUUCCCUCCCCUUAUGGUUUUGAUUUAUGGGCUACUACUAAAAUGAGGCUGCAUUUUAAAUUGCAUUUUAACCCAUAUUUUAAUUAACUGUUUCCCCCCCUUCCUAUUACAUUUUAUUGUAAUUUUAUUGGUGUUAGCCACCCUGAGCCGGGUUUUGGCUGGGGAGGGUGGGGUAUAAAUAAAUUAUUAUUAUUAUUAUUAUUAUUAUUUUAUUUUAUUUUGCGCCCAGUAGAAGUCAAUAAGCAGAAGUCAUUUCUGAGAUUCCCUCCUGUAAUCCUCUCUUAGGAAUGUUCCUAGAAGCUUGUCCAGAACUAGGACCAUUUCUAAUAAUUAUCAAGGAUGCUCUAAUAGCAUGGGUAUACUGUCUCUGCUGGCUCCCCCUUUGUUUCUGGGCUCAGUUCAAGACGCUAUUCAACUCUAUGGCCCCAUCAACGCAGAGUUACUCAUGGCUCAAUUUUAUCCCUUAUGCUCAUGGGCGUAGCCAGGAUUUUUGUCAGGGGGGCUGACCUUUUGUUAGGGGGAGCAGAACCUCAGUUUGCUAUGUAUUUUUAUUGAUUGGGGAGGGCAGCUACACCCAUGAUUAUGCUAUUUAACAUCUACAUGAAACCACUUAUUAGGGUCAUUCGGAGAGACCCAUCUUGGCCUUUCUGCAGUACUGAAAUCAGAAGACCUAUUUUAAGCGGGAGCCUUAUUUUCAGCACCUAUCUGUCCUUUUCCAUAGAAAUACUGUUCUUCUUUCUUUCAGGUGUCCGAGCGGCUGAAUCAACCCGGUGUGGCAAUAGGUUUGGCUUGGACUCCUUUAGGAGGGGAGAUCAUGUUUGUAGAAGCCAGCCGCAUGGAUGGGGAAGGCCAACUGACUCUGACUGGGCAGCUGGGCGAUGUCAUGAAGGAGUCGGCACAUCUUGCCAUCAGCUGGCUGCGCAGCAACGCAAAGAAAUACCUACUGACAAAUGGUAUGUGAGAAGGCAUGAAUGGAAAGAUCUGGCGCAUGCUUCAUGCAUGCAUAGAAUAGGUUUUGAACAUGUCUGGCUUUUGCUGCCUGCCUCGGACUAUAGAAGUGGAGGCCAUCAAGCCUCUGGAAGACACCAUACAUUUUUGGUGGAAGGCAUUUUUAGCUUGGGGCAAGUUGCAAAAGGAGACUGUUGCAUAGUGGAGGAGCAAGUGCUUUGCAUGGAAAAAGUCCCAGGUUUGGGCCUCAGCACAGCCUAUGUAAAUUAGCCGCCAAACAAUACUAGCCUGCUCAGUUUUUUACUAGCCUACUUUUUACCCAUAAGAAGAACUGGCAGAGAACAAACAGAGCAGUCUGUCCCAACUUUACCAACCCUUUACCAUUUAAAAUCAGGCUUAUGAUUAGCAGGCUAGAAACGCAGUAGGUUGGCUAAGAAAGGUGCUGACAUGUCUCCAUUUUAUUAUAUUAAAUAUCUUUAUGCCACCACUUUGGUUAACCCAAAGAGCCUUAUAGCAACCCAAUGUAAAACAGAAGCUUUUCUUUAUAAAUUUCUCUUUUGGGCAAGGGUUUGAUCUUUAAGAGUGCUUGGAAUUGAAUUAGUACUGUAUAUUUUGACACUGCUGUCUGGUUAAAUUAGUCUGGGAAUUCUUUCUUCUUGCUGCAGUAAUUGCUUUGAUUGUAUUUUUUUAACUCCCGUUCUCAGGACAUACAUAAACUGAAAAGCAGAUAGAAAUGUUUCCAAAUAAACAAAGAAUUUGUAAAUGGCCUCAGCUGGAAAUUCCAUAUUUAAGAACAGCGCAGCUAUUAAAAACAACAGAGUAUUGGCUUUGAGGGACUUGCCUCCGUGUGAAUGAUCUGCACCUUGGUUUCUUAAGGUUGCUUUUACAAAAGGCUAAGAAUGCUGUUUUCCCUCUAGCUGCUUUUUAAAGAUGUGCUUUAAGUCUCAGCCCCUCAUCUGUAAUAUGGAGAUAAUACUAGGCACAUGAAAACAUUGAAAGCUGCCUUAUAGUGAGUCAGACCUUUUGGUCCACCUUGCUCAGUCCUGCCUACUCUGACUGGCGUCUCUCCAGGGAUUCAGGCAAGGGGCAGAUGCCAGAGAUUGAAUGCAUGCGAAACCACAUGCUCUACUCGUGAGUUACAGUCCAGAUCCACUUUACAGAUCCCAAAGGUGGUGUGUGUUUUCAAAGUAUUGCUUUGAAAACUCAGGACACUUCCUAGCUUCCAAUGGUGACUUUGUCUUAGGCUUAGCAGAAAGCAUCUCCACCUGGGCAGCUGAUUUUCAUCACUGGGGCCCUGCCUAGUGCAGCCUUCUGUGCCAUAGCUCAUACUAUUUCAGUGUCCCCCAACCUCAGCAACAAGGAAUUUUGAGGGGAGGGGUGUCUAGGCAGGUAGGUAUGAUUGGCAAAAAUUGGGUGUCCCACCUUAUGCAAGCCCCAGUAGAUAACAGUCCUAACUAAUUUUCUCAUUCACUUGAAGAUUUAUCCAAGUGAAUUUACUAUUGACUGACUACUUCGAACAGCAUACAUUUUUGCCUGAUCAAAACCAGCAAUUCUGAAAGAAACCAGUGCUUUUAUUGCCUGCACCCCGUAUCAUCACCUAAGAAGCAUUUCUCCUCUCACAUGUGCAGAAGGGAAUGCCUCUGCUGAGAUGGCCCUUAUUCAGUUACAGUUCUUAUAAACACUUAAAAAAAAUUAAAAGUAACUUUUUUAAAAAAAUAAUCUGCUGCCCAGUUAAGUGGGGGGCACCAUUUUUAAUCCAAUCAAUUCAUUUUAGUACCACGGAAAGUGUUCGUACUGCUGUUAAACCGGUUUAUCUGGGAAAGUGUUUCCAGAUUCAAAGUGUAGCAGAGUAUAUUGACACAGGUGUUUUCUUCCUUAAUCCUUCUGUCUCCCCCUCCUCCUUCCCCUCCUCCACCACCCGGCACAGAUCUCCUUUCAAAUGCUCUGCUGCCAAGUGGAACAAGCGUCUGGAAUGCAAGUCCUCCAGUGAUGUGGUUUGUUUAUUUGUUUGUUUGCUUUUCCCCAAAGAACAAAAGACCAGAAGCACCGCAGGUUUGAAUUUUCCACACUGAACAUCCCCCCUCCCCAAUUCUCUUUCUUAAAGCUUCUGGAAGUUUUGAUCUCCUUGACAACACAGACAUCCAUCUGCACUUCCCAGCUGGAGCUGUCACAAAAGAUGGACCAUCUGCUGGUGUUACCAUAGUAACCUGCCUUGCCUCCUUGUUCAGUGGGCGGCUUGUGCGUUCAGAUGUAGCCAUGACUGGAGAAAUUACACUAAGAGGCCUUGUUCUUCCAGUAAGUAUUCUCUGCAGAUAACGAUAUUGUUGAGGCUUUCUAUCUCUCUGUCUCAUCCCCUGCCCCACCCCCUGCAAAACAAAAAAACCCAACACACCGCACAUUCCAAUACUAGUUCUAAUUCUUUAAUCUAGUCACGCUACUGAAGGUUGUCUGGCAAAGUUAGCACAGUUCUACAAAACAAACAGUUAGCACAUACUUUAUUUUUCAAAUCUGCUCUACAUUAGUGAUCUGCCACAGGCGACAUUUGCAAGACAACAGAGAAGAUAAUAGUAAUUUAUUCCAGUGGGUGGGGCUAAUAUUGUCAGAUAUUGCCUAAUUGAAAACUGUGGCCACAUCAUCACUUUGUUCUCUGGGGAGCUGUUGAAGAAGGAAUUCUUUUACCAGAUUCAGCCAGUUUUACUUCCUUCCCACUUCUGUCUUCAUGACAGCUAGGAAUACCCCUAGAUCAGACAUGUUCAACCGGUCAACCAUGAUCUACAGGUAGAUCCUGGUAGAUCGUGGUUGAUCGCGGGACCCUUAUUGAUCUCAGGAUUAAAAUAAUGUUUCCAACCCCCUCCCCCCUCUGUUCCUCUGUCACGUAAAGUGUUUGCGCGUUUGGCGUUUGUUGCUGUCGAUCGUGGAUACGAUUAUUGUCUUAAUCAGUGUGUGCAUUUGUUUUCUUAUGGGUUUUUUUGGUGAGCGAUGUAUGGCAUUUCCCCCAAAAAAGCUCAACAACUCUGGCUCCUCCUCCUUCUAAUGUCAAUGGGUAGAUCACUGCCAGUUUUUUUAUAAUAGGAGUAGAUCGCAGUCCCUUGGGAGUUGGAUGUGCCUGCCCUAGAUGUUUGGCUAAACACCACUUCCAAGAACUGGAAGUGUUGCUCACUGGGGCAAUAUGGUUUGAGCAUAUGAUGCCAAUCCUGGCCUGACUGCAGUGGCUGACGGUUAGUUUCCGGGUCCAAUUCAAAGUGCUGGUUUUGACCUAUUAAGCCUUAAAUGGCUCAGGACCACAAUACCUCAAGGACUGCCUUUCCUCAUAUGAACUGACCUUCAGCCCCUCUUCAUGUGCUUCCUCCACGAGGUGCCGGGGGUAGGAAUAUGAGAGAAGGCCUUUUCUGUGGUGGCUCCCCACUUGUGGAAUGCUCUCCCCAGGGAGACUCACCUGGCACCUUUGUUACAUAUACUUAGGUGCCAGGCAAGAUUAAACAAUCUAUGUAACUGUAAACCACUCUGUGAUCCUCAGAUGGAAGGGUGGUAUAGAAAUUUUAAUCAUCAUCUUCCUUUUAAAAAGGCACUACUUGUGCAGGGAUUUCAUUAUACUUGCCCAAAAUCAUCUAUCAUAGGUUUGCUACAAAAAUAAAAAUACAAAACUGACUCAUGCCUCAGCUAGCCCAGGCCAUUGUGAUCUGAAGUGCUUUCUGGAAUGUGCAUAGUGUUGGUUGAAAACACUCCCUCUUCCAUAUGACAUCGCAAGGCACCAUUCAGCCUGCAAAGAGCAAGUUUGCACUGGACCAGAAACUGACUAAUCUCCGGAAUUAGUCCUUUGCCAGUUUCAACCCUUAUUCCAAUCGAGACCUUUUCAGGAUUGGUCAUUGGGCUAAAACUGAUGAUGGGGCUUUUCUGCUCCUUUCCCUCCCUUGAGGCUGGUUUCAGGUCUUGUGCAAAUCCAGUAUUUGUAGUCUUAAGUGUUCUCAUUUCUCAGGCUGGGGCCAGAAUGGGUCGCUGAACCAAUAUGGCUAACUUGCUCUCAUCCCCAAUACACACAAGAAACAAAAACCAGAAUCUGCAUAGCUGUUACACUUGCUUUGUUCUGUGUAGAUCGGCAAACAAGUGAUUCAGGUUAAAGGCAGUCCUGUUGGUUAAUGAUCCCAGGGAAUGACCUGAAGGCUCACACACAUCACAAAGCAAGCCUUCUGCAGCAAAGUAGCUUCAGCUCUGUUCAGUUCCUAGGUGAGAGACCAUCUAGGAAACUCAUGUAUGUUGUCUUUAAUGAUGGAAAAAGGUGGAAUAUAAAUUUGAUUAAAUAACACAUAGUUCAGGGUUACAUGUGUUUGUGUGAGUCCCACCCCUCUUUCAAAUCUGCACGUGGCAAACCCAAAUUAUGUAUAUGUUUAAUAAAUUUUAUGUUUGACAAGCAUUCACAUAAUUUGGAUUCUUUAAGGAAGGAAUGAAGGGAACAAAUGGACAUGGAGACAAGAGAGGAGUUGGCAAGAAAAAACUGGAGUAUGAUGCAGUGGUCUGUGAAAACAUUAACAAGUUGAGAAAAUUAUUUGCACAUAGCAUAGUAAUAACACAAUGCCUUAUUUCUGCCAGUAGCAUCCUCCUUAAACUCUCUUUGCUCUCCCCAUUUCAUUCUGUGUAUUUAAACAGGUUGGAGGAAUUAAGGACAAAGUUCUAGCAGCACACCGAGCUGGACUAAAGCGAAUUAUCAUUCCUCAAAGAAAUGAAAAGGAUCUUGAGGAGAUUGCCGCCAACGUACGGCAGGAUCUGAAUUUUGUGAUGACAAGCUGCCUGGAUGAAGUUCUUAAUGCUGCUUUUGAUGGGGGAUUUUCAGCCAAGACAAAACUUGAUCACUUCAACAGUAAACUCUAAGCAGAUUGACUUGGGCUCACUCAAGGAACAAAAUGCAAAGCUGAUGUUCAUCUGGCAGGAUGCAAAAAAAAAUAUGUGAGAGUGCUUAAAAGUGGCCAACACUGGAAUGAGAUUAGGAUGUGUGAAAGGGCUCUUCUUCAUUUGGUGGUACAAACUUGCUGCCCAUUCUUACUGGUCUUUAUGUGCAUUAGUGGACAGGAGUCCAGAGAGAUAGAUUUGAAUGCUAAGCUCUUAAUUGUUAAUCCCCUGUGCAAUUAAGGGGUAGACUGAUACAGCAGCAGAAUAUCCAAUCACAUGAGCCUUCAUGAAAUCUGCCUGUUAAUUUAUUGAAACCUGCUUUCUUCCACCCCCACCCGCCAAGAGCUUGAUGCAAAUGUUGAGAUUUUACCUUGCUUUAAUAUCAAAGCUGUAGUUAAACUGUCACUGAUGCCAAGCUACAGUAUUGUUCACUUCGGGUUUUUAAGCUGAAUGGGUAUGCAAAUGAAUUAGUUCUGGUCUUGCACAUGGGAUUGUCCUGAGGUCUCAUUCUUACAAUAGACUAGGGACUUGCAGUUUUGAAUCAUAGGAGAGUCUCUGAAACUAGAAGAGUCUAAUUUAGAACAGUCUAGGAAGUGUUGCAACAGAGGUGGCGAAUUGUGUCUUCACCAUUGGCCUUGCUGGCUGGGAGAAGUCCUACAACAUUUGGGGUCCAAAGGCUCCCCCACUCCUGCUUUAGAGAGUAACUGCAUCAAAUUUAGUCUGCUGCCCCGCUGCUCCUUUGACUGCUUUAAAUUAAUGAAGUGAUUCAUUUGAAAUGGUAGAGGAAGAAGCAAAGCAUUUCUAGACAAUAUAUGGCCUGGCUGAUUUGUUAAUAGUGCUGUUAAAAUAGUGUUUAAUAUCAGAAACUUAACUUUGAUUAUUAUAAAAGACUUUAUUGCCUUGAAAAGUUGUAAUGAGAUCAGACACAAAAUAAAGAGCUGAUGGUACACAAGAGCCAACUUUCCUUUCAGGCUGAAGGUUCUCCUAGCACUGAUAACACUUUCUACAUGGAAUGAGAAAGAGCCACAUCUGCAGUGGUUAUGGUUAGGGAAACAAGUAUAUGAAAGAGAGAGGAGAUCAUUCUGGUAAAAAAAGGGGAAAAUAAUUAUCUAUUGAUUGCCUGAAGUAUCUCAAGAUGCCAGCUUGGCUCACAGGGGCAUUUCUGAACAGAGGCUUGUUAGUGACAUAACAGCUGUGAGAGAUGCGACAUACAGAAGAGAAUGAGGUCUCCCAGACUGAGCAGUAGCAACUGUUCCCCCUGAGCAGCCCUCCAGCUGUUGGACUCUAACUCCCAUCAGCCAGCCCCAGCCAGCAUGCCCAAUGGCUAAGGAUAAUGGGAGCUGUUGUCCCAAAAUAUAUUGUGGAUGGUCAUCAUAGGGUGUUUUCAGAGCACAUUCAUUCAUUUCCACAAAGGAGUCCAUUUGCGUUCGAUACAAAAUGGGUUGUUUACACAACCCAGUUACCUAAAUAAUGCUCAUUGGUUAUUGCAGGGAUGAGGAACUUGUGGCCUUCUGGACGCUACUGUACUCUUAACUCCCAUUAUCCCUGACCUUGCUGGCUGGAGUUAAUGGGAGGUGGAGUCCUACACCAUCCACAGGAACACACGUUCCCCACCCCCUGGGUUAUUUGAAGCUCUUGCUUGUCUAAAAACCUUGUUUCACAGAGGCCACACACAAUGACUUCCGUUUAAAUUACAUUUUAAAUAACUUUUUAAAGGUUAUAUAGCCUUACGUUUCGCACAGACACGUUUUCAGCAUUCUGUUUCACAUAAAAGAAGUUCUAGUAAACGUCCAUCCAUGUAGCAUGGCAUGAAUAAAGCACAGUGCUUAAAUGUCAUACGAUACUAUGCAAGGCAGCACUAGCCCUGGCCUUGUUCCAUGGAAUGUAGCUUGGGCAUGUGAGCGAGAGAUGCAUCCUUCACAGGGCUUAAUAUAUGGCUGCAAUUUUGGCUUUUAAGAACUCCAUGUGCAACACACUACUUGACUAGUGUACAAAAUCAUACCAUAGGGACGGAAGGGGGUCUUUCUUACCACACCCAGUGCUCAAAGGACAUGGGGUUCUGCAACCCACCGCAGGCUACAGGCACUUUGAUUUGAUUGAUAGAUGUGAACACACGAGCAGCACUACUUUAUUGUACAAAUUUGUGGGUACAAUUAGUAUUUAUGGGAAUUUUGUUUUACAAACACACAAGGCUACAGGCAGGCACUUCAGAUACGCACUAUGGUGUUGGAUCACUUUCCACUGCAUUUUAUUUAUUGCUCUUUCAGCUGUUCCUGCCCCUCCCCCAUCUUCUCCCACAUCAAGCAGGGCAAAUCUAUUCUGGUCAUGAAUAGCUCAGGGCUUCUGAAGUCACAACCUCAUCACACCCAGAGGUAUUUGAUCAAUGCAAGAUUGCAAGCGAUACUGGUAGGGUCAGCUUGCUUAAACCAUUUUUGACACACCCACUAUUUUGACACUCUUGGAAAUAUGCUCCCUGCCGCAAACUGUAUAUGUUUAAAUGGGCCAGCUGCAAUUCCUUUUGUUCACUCUCAAAAUAAGCUUUCAUCAUAAUUGCCCCACACAAGCCCAGCUUUUGGUUCAUAUAUUCAGUACUGCUCUUUAAAAACGUUUUCAAAGCCAUUGGGAAAUUUUUAUUAUCUUAGGGCUGCACAGUGCUGUGCACUUACUUAGAAGCAAGUCUCACAGAAUGCAAUGAGGCUUGCUUCUGCAGGCAAACAUAGGAUUGCAGGUUUAUCAUGACAUCAACUGAAAACAAUCUAGUCAAGUACAGCAACCCUCACCCUAGGACAACUGAGUCCUGCAAAAGAACAAUAGAUGUUUUAGAACUCCUAGUAAAUAUUUUACUUUUGAGUGUCAACCUACAUAUAGAGGUGAUCCAGUCAACACUGUGUACAUAGGGUUGUAUCCAGUUCAAGAGUGGACCCAAUAAAAUAAAUGGGCGUAAGUUAGGUAUAUCAAUUACUUUCAAUGGAUCUGCUCUAAGUAGGAAAAACACUGGAAACAACUCUUACUUUGAAAAAACCCUUCACCAAAAAUACUUGAGUAAGCUUCGUAGUUAUGGGAUAAGAGGACCUCCUAAUGGAGAGUGAGAUAGUGGAGUCCCCUUUGUUUCAGUAUUGCAACCUGUGCUUUUCAACAUGUUCAUUUAUAGAUGUGUUUGAUAAAAGUUUUUAUAAACCACCAACUAAAAAAAAUAUAUAUUGUGGUGUAUAACAACAACAACAACAACAAUUUGUUAAUUUGUUAAUUUAUUAUUUGUACCGCAUCUAUCUGACUGGGCUGCCCCAACGACUCUGGGCGGCUGAUUAAAAUCAUUUAAAAAAUCAUAAAACACAAAACAAAUGGCCAACCCUGAAUCAAAGUAAUUCUCUACAAAACACUUGGCAACAAAACAUUGUAAUUGCCGGUUUAAUCUCCAUGGGAACAGUUAUCCAAAGUACUAGCGCCAUGAUGCUAAAAGCUUUAGUUCUCAUACACACUAAACAAAAAUGAGGAUGGCAUUUGAUUAUUGUAGUGAUAAGAGACAAGGCAAGCCGUGAUAUUCUACCUCCUCUGUCAGCAGCAAUCAGAAAACCAGUUUCUGAAAAUCGCAAGAGGAGAGAGUGCUGUUGCACUCAGGCCCUGCUUGCAGGCGCCCCACAGCCAUCUGGUGAUCAUUGUUAGAACAGGAUGCUGGACUAGAUGGGCCUUUUGGACCAAGUCAGUGGGGCUCUUCUUAUGCAGUGUAUCCUCACCUUCUAACAGAUUCUUAAAAACCUAGAAAGUCAUGUGAGGAUACUGUAAGCUGUUCUUGCCCUAUUUUUCUUUCCCAGCUGACACUCAACAUACUGACUGCUGACCAUGCUCCAUUAUCAUCAGACUAAAUUUGUAUUGGGCCACUGCAGAAAAGGCCCUCACUAGAACUUUUUAGACAAGUCUUAUUUAAAAGGGAGAAAGCAGGGCAUCCAAUUAGGGCACCAGGCAUCAAAUGCAUAUAGAUGAAGGCCCUCCUCUUCCUAAAUAUAUUUUCUCCAGACAGAGAACUGAAACCCUAAGGGGAGGACACACACACACACACACAUCAUUCCUGGAGUUUCCUUUCUCUUGGCUCCCGUUAACCAGCUUAUUUUUAUCGUUCUUGAACCCUGCUCAAUUUGUAUUUGUCAGUGGGAGAUUCUUCCUUGGCUCAGAAGCGGAGAGAUUCCUCAGCUAAUCUUUUCCCUCCUCUGCUCCUGUAGAGCAAGCUUUGUGGGAAAUUUUGCCCUCCGACCCUCACUGCUAAGGAAUGCAACCCUUUGUCUUCCUGCUAGCCAGUCUGGAGACACUUGAUGAGAAAAUCCUGCAGGCAUCCCUUGCCUCUCCUGGAAUGGGAAGUUACCCCGCCUGAAGUUAUAGGAAGCCACUGGCCAAGGCAGGAAAUGUUAAUGGAGAACUGGGAGGGAGAACUGAUUGAACUUCCCUUUUGAAAAAGCUCUGUAAGUUCCCCUUCCAACACAUCACUGAGUCAUGAUUCAAAGCAAGCUGCUGGGGAUUGCUAUGAAACCACCCUUUCCAUCUACUCCAAAUCCAGGGCAUGAAAAAAUUAUCUUGAACCAGAAGGGAAGUAUUCCUUAGUGCAGCAACUCUAACUCCCAAACUAUGGUCCAUGAGCCACAUUCAGGUGGUCCAUGGUAUAGCCACAUUCGAUAUCGUGUUUAAUUAUACUUUUGUUGCUUCUUUUAUUGUAAUCCUAAAUGCACUUCAUUGUAUUAUAAUCUGAAUUCUACGAUUCAAACUGUAAUACAGUGGUACCUUGGUUUACAACCAUAAUCCAUUCUGGAGGUCCAUUUGUAAACCAAAACAGGUUGUAACCCAAGGCACACUUUCGCCAAUGGGGCCUCAAAAAAAAAGAAGGAAAAAAAAAAAAGGGUUGUAAUCCAAAAAAAGGUUUCAAACCGGGACAUGCACUUCCGGGUUUGACGUCUGUAAUCCAAAACUUAUGCAAACCAAGGUACCACUGUGCAGUAUAAUACAAUGUAAGAAAUAAAAGCAGCAAUAAAAAUAGAUGAAGAAUGGUACAGCAUCUAGCACAGCACAUUCCAAAUGCAGCUGAAAUAUCAGAGCUAUAGUUAAAUUGUCACUGAUGUCAAGCUACAGUCUUAUACUUGAGUAAGCUUCGUAGAAAGCAAAAUGGAAUUUCAGUAAAGGAAGGUUGCAGCAGGGAUCAACACUUCACCACCCCACCCCCCAAAAAAAUCGAACCAAAAGUUCAUAGGGAGACAUCUCCAACCAGAGAGGCAGCUUCAAGAUACUUUUCCAAAAUGGAAGAAUGAAUACACAUCUCCUGUCCCACUGGUUAUUGAAUAUGUGGUCAUAAUUCUGUUUCAGCAGGAUUUGAUGCCAUAAUACUGUUUCCACCCUAUUCUUCCAAAGGCAUGUGCAGACAGCCACUGUAGGGGGCUCAAGAAUGAAAAGCAACCAAAUAAACACUUCCUUUUUAAUACAGCCAGGCUGCAUCAUUGUCUGUCUUGAAAUUGGUAUUUCACAAAGGGGUAAACAUGCAUAAUGCUUUCCCUCCAAUUAUUGCAUGUAUACAUGAACUGAAAGCAGCCAAGGAUGGGCCUAGGGACUGCCCUCAACACUGUGACACAGAAUAAAAUUGAUGCUCUGGAAAAACCCACUUUUUUCAUUCUCUCGUUACAUGUCAUAGCAACAUAGACUCCUACAAAGCCCCACACCCAUAUGCUAAUAUUUCAUUUCCAUAGUCCAUUUCUGAAUUUAACCCAGCAAGUAUAACAGGAGUCUCCAGUAACAAGAGAGAUUCAAACCGGUCUAACUUGCACAUCAAAAGCCAGGAUGUUAAGUGUAUUGUAUGAACAAAGGAUCUGAAAUUUGUUUACCUCUUUUGUUCUCUCACAUCUCUGACUUUCUAAGCACGAAGGUUUCAGCCCUAAACACACCAUUACUAGGAAGUAGUUCUUACUGAAAACAGUUGGUUUUACUUACAGGUGAAGAUGUGUAGAAGAGGGCUGCACACAUUUUUUAAACUGUUACAUAGGCAGUCUAUUUUCUCCGUUAAAAAGGGCACACGAGGACAACCUGGAUCUGACUGCAGUGCAUUCAGCUUUUUUUUUUUUAAGGCAGUAACAACAUUGCCUCCUCAAAACCAUUUUUAUAAACCUGGAAAAGUAGUCUGCCUCUGAUGCUGCAGCAAUGGCUCUCACUUCAAGCUGCAUGAGAGUGAGAAGCCACAGGGCAACAAGAACAAAUCAGCAGCUACUUUCUGUUUCAUUAAACAAACGUGUGGCAUUCAUCUUGGACCAUUUAAAAAGAUUUUUAAAAAUAAAAAAUGUCUGUGCAUGUCAACUAGAAUUACUCCCCAAUUGAUCUGGAUUUUCUAUUUUUUUCAGAAAAGAAAAAUCCACCUGAGAGCUGCUGGUGAUCAGGGUAUACACUAGCAGCUUAGACAGACUCUGGGCAGCUUCAUUAUGACUUGGCACAUAGUUUGAAGGCACAUAGUGCAACUGAUUUGCUGAUGCUAAGCAAGUUUAGAUCUGGGCAGGGUCUGAAAAGCUUCCAUGUUCAUUGCUUUGAGUUCCAUCCCAGAGGACAGGGGAGAUAUACAUAUUAAAAAUACAUGUCACCUUAUUUAUACUGCCAAGUGGGUCUGCAAACAUUCCCAGAACACCAGAUAAUUCAGGUAACUGAAAGAAAACACCUUUGCAGUUAGUAGUGCAGCAGUUCAACACCUAAAUCCUAUAUGGCUUGGAUCCAUGUUACCUGAAAGAUUAUUAUCUCUCUAUUUGAACCUGCCCUGGUGCUAAGAUCUGUGGGUAAGCAUCUUCUUUUGGUCCCAUCAAAGUUGGUGGUGACAGGAGAGCCAAGCCUUUUCCUAUAUUGUGGGAUUCCCUCCCAAAAGGGGUUAGACCAGAUCUCUGUUAGUAGGUUAAGAACUUCCUAUUUAGACAGAGCUUUAAAAACCAGGUGCAGUUUAUGUUCACUACUGGGCUGCUUGUUAUCAGGGCAAUCAGUAUGUUAAUACUGGCUCUAAGUGUGUUUUACCGUAUUUUAACUAUUGUUUUUAACUAGAUUGUUUUUAUUACUCCACAUUUUUAAAUGUUUUUAAAAUUGUUGUAAGCCGCCUUGAAUCCCAACUUGGGAGAAAGGUGGAAUAGAAAUACUUUAAAUAAACAAACAAAUCCAGCAUAAUUGGCUGCAGUAUGCACAAUGCUCCAAGGUGCUCUCCAAGUUUAUUUGCAAUGUCACAGAGAACAGCAGGGCACAGAUUCUCAGAAAACAUACAGCUGCCAAGAUGCAUGCCAUCCAAAUUGCAUGCCAUUUCACUCAUGCCCUGAAAUGCAUCACUGUCCAAAAGCAAGGUUAUCUUAAAAUAUCUGCAUAAUUCUUACUCAGUUUCAAUGCCCUUCCUUAAAUAUAAGGGGGAAAGAGGGGCAAACAUUAAGAACUAAGCUUCAGAGUUAAAUGACCCUCCCCAAACAAAAAAAAUCAGAAAAAAGUAUUUAUGCAAAUACAUUGAUUGCUUAUGUGUACAUUACACCUUAAAGUGAGCAAAGCCCUGCUGGAUCAAGACAACGCCCCAACUAGUCCAGUACUUUGUUCUCACGGCAGCCAACCAGAUGCCUGUGGAAAGCCCACAAGCAGGACCAAAAUGCAAGUGCUUUACCCAUUUGAAAUUCCCAGCAACUAGAAUUCAGAGACAUACUGCCUCCACCAUCGGAGACAGAACCAAGCAAUAGUGACUAGUAUUUUUAACAAAACAAAUUCCUUCCAUCCAGUAGCACCUUGGAGACCAACUAAGUUUGUUAUUGGUAUGAGCUUUUGUGUGCAUGCACACUUCAGGUACACUGAAACAGAAGUCACCAAACCCUGAUAUAUAGUGAGAUGGUGGGGAGGGGCAUUACUCAGAAGGAUGGUGGGAAUGGGUGAUUGGCUGAUAGGUGUGGUAAACCUGUUGACAACUGCAACUGGUCUUACAGGAAAAAGCAAGGGGUGAGAUGGCUAAAAAUAGCUUUAUCGUGUAUAAUGAGAUAAGAAUCCAAUGUCUCUAUUCAGACCAGGUCUCUCCAUGGUUUUAAGCUUGGUAAUAAGUUGCAAUUCAGCAACUUCUCUUUCCAGUCUAUUUCUGAAAUUCUUUUGUAGUAAGACAGCUACUUUGAGAUCUUGUGUAGAAUGUCCUGGGAGACUGAAGUGUUCUCCUACUGGUUUCAGUCUGGCUCUGAUGAUCUGUUGUUUAACUUCAUCAGGUGGGUAUUUUAGUUCUAAAAAGGUUUGCUGUAGAUCUCUUAGGUGAAUGUCUCUGUCUGUAGAGUUGGAACAGAUGCGGCUGUAACGUAGGGCCAAUGGAUUGUUUGGUAUGUUUGGUAUGGUAGCUAGAAGCAUGUAGAUAUGUUUGUCGGUCAGUUGGUUUACGGUAUAAGGUGGUAUCUAUACGCCCAUCCUGUAUUUUUAUAGUAGUGUCCAAAAAUGUAUUUCUUGCAUAGAUUGGUUCAUUGUUAGGUUGAUGGUGGGGUGAAAGUCAUUGAAUGUCUGGUGGAAGGUGUCCAGGGUCUGUUGACCAUGUGUCCAGAUAAUAAAAAUCAUCAACGUAUCGCAGGUACAAGAGAGGUUUGAGUGGGUAGGAGUUUAGGAAACAUUGUUCUAAAUCUGCCAUGAAGAUGUUGGCAUACUGUGGGGCCAUGUGGGUGCCCAUUGCUGUGCUGUGCUGCUGAUCUGGAGGAACAGGUCAUCACCAAAUUUGAAGUUGUUGUGGGUAAGGACAAAUGGCAGAGUUUGGUAGCAAAGUCUGCUGUGAUUUUAUUUGAAAUGGUGUUCCUUAUAGCUUGUAAACCAUCGCUGUGUGGGAUGUUGGUAUACAGAGAUUCCACAUCCAUAGUGGCUAGUAUAGUAUUGUUAGGAAGAUUAUUCAAAGAUUGUAUUUUCCUCAGAAAAUCUGUGGUGCCACAUAUGUAGCUGGGAGCACUGAUGGCAUAUGGUUUCAAAACAGAGUCCAUAUAACCGGUAACACCCACAGUAAUAGUGCCAAUACCUGAGAUGAUGGGGCAUCCUGGAUUUCCUGGUUUGAGUAUUUUAGGUAGAAGACAGUAUUUUUAAGCAAGCUUAAUAAGCAACAGGCUGAAUGGCACUUACCUUAAUGCAGCUGCUCAUUUCAUACCUGCUUUGAAGUCAAAACUAAUUAGUAGCACAGUCAAUAUCCUGUUAAAGCAAACUGCAAUCUAUUGAAUUCUAGAUUACAACUAAAUAUUUACAUAUAACAUAGCAGUUGGGGGGGGGGGGAAUGGGCAGGAUCAGCCAUAUUUAAGUACUUUGAUAACCAAGGAAUUGCAUGGGGGAGAGUGACUGGGCUGAUUACCAGGACAGAGUGCUUCAUUCUUCCUCUACACAAAGUAUAGAAAUCAUUGGGCUGCCAGAGAAAGGAAAUCCCAGUGCCACCUCACCUAGCACAGAAAGCUCUACAGCCGUCCUCUGCUAGCCUGUGACAGACUAGUAACUCUCCUGAGCUUAGUUACAAGACUGAUUCAGCCACAGCAGACCUGGAGAAGUACCCCUCAUACAGUGUAUUCAAACCCUCUCUCCUCCCAGUUCCCUAGCUGCAUUGUGCUGAAGCAUGCCUUGUGGGUCUUGGUGAAAUGAGGUUCUUUUUGUGCCUCACAUCUGCAUCCAGCAGCCUUCUGCUUCCUAGACCCCCUUCCCACCACAGUGCUAUUCCAGCUGUUGAAAAGAUAGAAUAUUUCCCAUUCUUGCAUUGAUUCCUGCCUGCUCCUUCUAUUAAAGGAAUCCUUAUAGAUUACUUUUAAUCUUUCACAAGCACUUCCCUCAGGAUAACUUUUAAGACAUGCAGAGUGUUCAUCUGUGUAAUCCGUACAAAAAUUAAGAGAGCCUUGGCACAGAUCCCAUUGGCAAAACAAAAGUAAACACAAAAGAAAUAUCACAUUGGUUGACAUUUCUGGAAAGUAGAUGCAGCAUUAAGCCCUGCAUGUUGAAUCCCAGAAAUCCCAACCAUUAAUGUUUCAGAAAAAAGGUCAGGUCAAAGAAUGGCUGCUACUACCACCACCACCACUACCACUGGGAACUCCUCUAGGAGCUAGGAACACUAUCAGUGUUCCCCUUGUGCAAGAACAGGCAGCAUAUCCUUGGACAAAGGAACAAGGAAUUCUGAGCAAUGUUGCAUUCAAGUGAGCUUCUAUUCCGUUAAGGCAAAAAAUUCACUUAAAAGAGUUUUCAGUUUGCCAGGAAUUCUUUUAAUGACAGAAUUUAAAAAAGACCAAAAACAGCUUAUUUCAACUGCCUCAUUUAAACAAAUGGUCUGUAAUUUAUAGUUACAAAUACUGUAUAGACAAUGCCUUCUUGUACUGCACAACCAAUAAAUACAAGAAUGACUUCAAAAUGUCUAAAGGUCUCUAAAGUCAUUUGAAAAUGUGCCUGACCUUCCACUUUUUUAAAUUAGAACAUUCUCAAACAAAUCUGCAGUUAUGCUUGAACUCAAAAUACAAUGGCAUCUACAAUUUAAAAGAAGCCGUUUUAGGAAUCAGUUCAAUGUUGCCCCUUUUUAGACACUGUUAUGUUCACAAAAAUAGCUGAAUGAACAACAGUAUCAUUGAAUGAACUACUGGAAAGAGACUAAGGACUUCAAUCCUUUGCAGAGUUACUCAGGUUUAAGUUCCAUAUAGGUCCACAGGACUUAUCUGUACUAUAUAACCAGUGGCAGGAUUGCACCCCCCUAAAAAUGAUACCAAACAUACAGAAGUAUACACUUUACCAUAAGUAAUUAUAAGUAUCAGAAAAUGGACACCUGUAAUUAAUCUCAAAGGGUCAAAAAAAGGAAAAAGGAAAAACCUGAAUUACAUAAAAGAAAAAAAUCAUUUAUUUAAUGAAAAACUAGAAGUUAAUAAAAAUUAGCAAAUACACAGAAAAUUUACACAAGAACAGCAGCAAUACUAUGUAGUGACUUACGCAGUGGGAGGGGAGGAAGAAUAGGGGGAAGUAGCGGCCAGAGACUGGACCGCCUUGCAUGGCUUGUCAGUCAAAGGAAAAGAAUACAAAUUAAACACAAAACAGUAUCUGUUCCAAACGUACAAUCAAUCUACAAACAAGUUUAGAAUUAUUUUACAACACAUUUCAUUCAAUCAGUUCUUAAUACAAAAAGAUGCCCAUUUUGGGUAGAAUAUAUAUAUAUAUACACAUACACGCAUAUAUAUAUAUUUUCAGUGGUUUACUGCUGACUUAUUUUAAAUAUAUUAGUGUUAUUACAUGCAACUGUUUCCUGUACUUUAACAGCCUUCCUAUUAAUUUACCUUCAUAUAUGCUAACCUCUCCCUACCAAAUUGUUCACAUCUGGCAGUCAAAGAUGUUUACCUUUGUUCUAUGAAACUGAAUGCUGUGGGUUGUUUUUAGACACUGGCCUGAAAACGUCAGAUCGCGGUUUCAACACAUCGAAAUCGUCACAUUAAUGCCUAAAUUGCCGUUCUCUGCAAAAAGCUGUGCAAUGCUGGUGUCAAAGACUAGACAGUCACUGUUCAUGAUGGCAGUUGCAAUCCCUUCGUGAAUUGAUCGAGGAGUUGCUUCCCAAGUCAAUCGUCGCCUAUGACCAUUUAGCUCAAGUCGAUAAGCAAAAUUUUCAGCUUGUUUCCGUGUUCCUAUCAGCUGUACAAUUGCAAAGAACUGCUGGUGACCAUCGUAUUUCUCCUGUUUCUCCAAUACAAGCAUGAAGUGAAAGCCAAAACAAGACUGCAUCAUAACCCAGUCAACGGCACCAGGAAGAUUAAUGUCUGUAGCAAGGAAAACUAUAUCUUCUCCCUGUAGUGUCGUUAUUGACUUAUGUUGGUGCAUGAGAUGAGGCAUGACAGCAUCUAGAGAGCCUUGCCACUUACAAGAAGCACCAGGACAUGGGCACGAAUAAGGCCUGAAUUCACAAAGCUCUUCGUGGUCUGCUUUUUCAGUGUGGGGCAAAGUGAUUUCGCAGCCAGAGGAGGCAUAUUUACAAGGAAACAGUACAGAGUUGGCAACCUUUUCCAUAGCCAAGUUACGAAUUGAACCCAGUGGGCCUCGGCAGGUCGGACAGCAUGUGAGCUUGGGACGACAGUUGCUACAAACAAGAUGGCCACUUUGGCACUGCAGAAUAGGUGGCAGUACAUAGUCAAAACAGACAGGACACUCAAAGAGACUAGCCAAGUCAUUGUUGGAAGCGGUGGUGCCAGUCAAUGCAGGCACCCUCUGUGAUGGUGUGCACUUGGAGGUACCCGUGGGAAGCGCUGUAGCAGUUUGACGACUCAUUUCUGUAAGAAAGCAAAACAAAAUGAGCACAUUUGUAAAGCCCCCUCUUUCAAAAGAAAACAAUCAAGCCUAUUUUUUUGGGGGGGGGGGGAGAAUCUGACACAUUUACUAAAUGUAAAAAUGGUCUAAUCCAGGGUUUCCCAAACUUAGUUCUCCAGCGGUUUCUGGACUACAGGCCAUCAUCCCUGACUACUGGUCCUGUUAGCUAGGGAUGAUGGAAGUUGUAGUCCAACAGCUGCUGGAGAUCCAAGUUUAGGAAAGCUUGGUCUAAUCCAACAGGGCUUGUAGGUCCAUCCAGUCCAGCAUUUAUUUCUCACAGCUUCCAGAAGGGUAACAAGCACAGCAUGAAGACAGCAACCCAUCCUAUAUGCCAACUUCCCCAGAAACUUGGUAUUUACAGCGAUACUGCCUCUGAUUAUAGAAGCUCCACUUAGCUAGACCAAUUCUCCAUUAAAUUUUCCAAUCCUUUUUCAAAGCCAUCUAAGAGAAUGGAUGUUGGGGAGGUUUUGCUAAGACUUUCAGGUAUAGGGCAGUAUAUAAAUUCAAUUAAUAAUAAUAAUAAUAAUACCAACACAUGUUACUUGAAUUGCAAUCAAUAUAUAAUAUAUUGGAAUAUGUAUUUUAACCACAUUUAUUAAUAAUUUGUAACUAAAGAAAUGGAUGAGAUAGUUGUAAAGGAAUACUGCUUAAUUAGAGCACCUAAUAAGGUGGUUUAGGGUAAAUGAAUUUUAAUCUAUUUUUUAACAGCCAUCUAAGCCAUGGUCAACACCACAUCUUGUGGUUGGGAAUGCCAUACAUUAAUUUGUUGUGUGAAAAGUGUUUUCCUUUGUCUCCCCUGAAAUUAAUUUCACCAGGGGACCCAAUAAAUGCUAAAUACUACCACAUUUCACAAUGUCUGAAAACAGAACCUGAUGUGAUCUGCAUUAAAACAUAAAAGCCACCAUCAAGUUCAUGCUCAUGUCUGCGUCUAGGUCUCAGUGGAAGCAGUGGAAGUUAAGUGUGUUUAACUGUGUCUGGGCUACAGCCAAAGUACCAAUGAAGUUUAAACAGGGUAUUAAAAAGUCUUAUAUAGCAACUAGUCAUAUGGCGUUAAGAAGUAGUACAGACUUUCAGGUGCUGGUUUUGUAUGGAGUAACACAGUCUGUUUGAGUAAGUAGUAUCUCAGAGUUAAAAUGCUCCUGAAACUCAAAUGCCAAGAGAGCUUCUCUACAUGUAGGAUACAUCAAACCUGCGAUUGUAGCCACACCCUGAACAAUGUAUAAAAACACAGGACUGCAGUCACAAUCCUUCUGUUGUAACAACUGCAAGCAAAACCUGUAAGUGACCAGUAAGCUGGUUUGUUUUACUGCAUAUAUUUACCCCACAAAGAAAAAUCCCUGAGGCAUGCAACAGUGGGCAACUGCUAAUGAUCUCAGAGAUGAGGUGAUUCUUUCCACCAUCUCAAAAAUCAGACUAAUUAGUGUCUACUUAAAAACAUAACAGCUUCUCUAGUUAAGUUUUGUGCUAUUCAGGAAACCUUAUCCUUGAUACAUUCAAAGUUCUUACUCAAUGUACUCUGGGCAGCAAUUAGCAAUUUUGCUUAGCCAUUUGCAGCACAGAAAUCUCUACCUCACUUAAAGACAAGCAGUAACGUUACAAGGAAAAAGAAUGACAAAAUUCCUGGUGUAUGUAUCGACACAUACUUUGCAUAUAGUGUUGUUUUAAAGAUAGGAGAGCAACAUCUUUUUUUAAAAAAAAUAAGCAGACUAAAAUAGAAACGUUUUGUACUAUUCACACUUCAAGCAUGGUAAUAGCUUACAAUUGGUUUUUCACAUUAGUCAAAAUAUUUUCACAAAGUCUCUAACCAUCUGGCUACAUUUUUUGUGUGUGGUUGCAAUGCUAUUACAUACCUUAGAGACUAUAGCUAACCUUAAUAGCCUGCUAAAAGGUUCACUGGGAACUGAGCAGCUUAUGGUGCAUUUUUAGUGAACAUAGAACUGCAAGUAUUUAAAUCAAUUAAUGGUAUGGAUCAAGCAAUUAAAAUAUUUUGAAUAAAAAUAUGCCACCAAUUAAUUGAUAGGCAGAUUCUUUCAAGAAUCUAAUCACACUUUGUAGGGAGUAAUUCCCAUUAACACAGUGGGCCUUACUUCCGUGUACACAUGCAUAUAGGCACACUGAGCUAAUUAUUUUUGCUUACAAAAACAUCAUAUUGGAACAGACAUUUCUUCUAUCUCAGACAGUAAGGAAUGUCUCUUUCCAUAUGCUGCCCCCUGUGACACAUGUACGCAUCUAAAAACAAAAGACCAUUUCCUUCAGAAUAAUUUAUUUGUACACAGGUGUAACCAACAGAUUACAAUUUAUGACCAAACCAUUUUAAACCUUUAAAUCACCUGACAGCCCACACAUGUAGAUAAUCCAAUGUGGGAAGAGUCAAAUGUUCAUUUCGGCAUCCCCAUCUUCCCAUCUUGUAAGCCUUGCAAGGUAAUUACCACUACACAUAUGCUUAGAAGCUGAGCACCAGAACAGGCAAGCUCAGCUAUCUCACACAUUUCAAUACACCACUGAACAAUUCACAUUCAACUCUGAAUGAACAUUUAAACAUAAGCACAUUGCUUCAGUUUUUACCAAAUUAAUCUGCAAUGCAAUAAAUAUAUCCACUGACAAAUACCAGGUUGUCCCAACUAUCUUACAGGCCCAAUCAGAGCCUUCAGUUAUCUAUGGAACUCAUUCCUGGAAAACCAGAGAAAUCAACUAGUUUUCCUAUGGGCCAACUCUCACAACAUUUUAAUAUGAGUAAAAUUACAAUAUCCAACAAGGACCCAGAACCUGCUAAUACUGACAGACUGUUCCCAGAUUGCAUGGGUGGGGCUUGGCCUGAUCUGGGUAGGGAUACACUCUCAGUGAAGGAGGCAUGUAGCUCAUGGGUAUUUCUGGCUCCAGUAACGUAGCUUGAGGUACAAGUGGCCUCAGUGGUGCAAACUAUCUACGCCCCUCUCUGGCCAGAUAGACUAACUUGUUUUGCAUACACUUUGGUAACUUCUAGGUUAGAUUAGUGCAUGAGUCAGCAAAACUAAGGCCUGGAGGCCGGAUCCGGCCCAACUGUCUUCUGGAUCUGGCCCAUGGACGGUCCUGGAAUUGCCACGUGGAUCGGCGUGGGGAUUCUGAUUGUUCAGGCUGCGCCAUUCCCUCCCCUCACACACACCAUGGAGGCACCUCCUCCCUCCCUCCUCCUAGCUUCUCCCCCCCUCCCUAGAGGAGAAAGGGGGCUGGGUUUUGUUGAGCCAUGGUUGGCUGAACAUCAUUUUACGCAGCCCCUCUCCGGAGCCAGCCCUUUCGCGGCACUCAUUGUCCUGCCACCAGCCCCUGCCGCUUGCAAGGCAUAGGUAAGCAGCCACUGGGGCUCAUCCAGUGCUGUAGAGAAGGGAGGGGAGAGUCAGUGGAGAGGAGCUUCCCAAAAUAUAGUCCGGCCCCCCACAAGGUCUGAGGGACAGUGGACCGACUCCCUGCAGAAAAAAAUUGCUGACCCCUGGAUUAGUGUAAUGUGUUGUGUGGUUGAGUUCCCUCGAAAAUGAUUUGGAAACCACAGCUAGGCAAAAUUCAGCUGCCAAAUUGCAGGACAGUUUGAGCAUAACAUCAAUUUUGGCACAACUGCACUGGUGGCCAAGUUUAACUCUGGUUUUGACCUAUAAAGCCUUAGGCAGUGCAGUACCCCAAUACCUCAAUGACCACCUCUAUACACACGAACUCACCUGGACCCCGCAUUCCAUCACCUUUCACUAUGUGUCCCUCUAAAGGAGAUGCAGAGUGAAGAUACAAAGAAUGGGCCUUUUCAGUGGAGACUCUGCACUUGUAAAAUGCUCUCCCCAGGGGGUUAUGCCUGGAACUAUCACAUUGUUUUUAUUUGCCCAGGCUUCUGACUCUUAAAUUGGAAGGUGGUUGUUGUUUUUAGCCUACUUUUGUGCUCAUCCUUUUAGUGGGGUAGGUUGGAUAUGUCCUUUUUAUAUAUUUUUAUGAAUGAACAUUUUAGGUUCUUGUUUUAGUCUUAUUCUUCUGUUUGGUUUUAAUGUUUGUUCUUGUACUGCAAGCUGCGUUGCAAAAAGUGACAAGUAUAAUCAUAAUAUAUAUAAUCAUAUAUAAUUAUAUAAAUAUAUAAUCAUAAUACUAUUUUAUGUACAGUUUACUUUUUCUUUUUUUCCAUGGUUGAUUGUUUUAUGUAUUCAUUGUUGCAACGUAUCCUGGGAUUUAGGACAAAAUGUAUGAUAUUUUGCUUGAAAUUAUUUGAUACAUAAAAUCAAUCAACAAGACAGGAGCCUAUAAUAUUAACAUGGACAACUCAUUUUUAAUUUUUUUAAAACCCACAACCUCAAAAAAUAAUCAAAAUUUACCCUAUGCCAGUUCAGAAUGUUGCAUCUGGGUGGUCCCUCACAAGAGAACACCAAAAACACCUGUAGUUUAUACUGAAUAUAUUAGUACAAAAGGUUUACGAGUUUUUGCUUACAGUUACUCAGAAUGUCUCAUCUCUCCUUUUUGGCAGGGUUUGCUAGAAGAGAAGCGGCCUUGUUCUGUGAACACUGAAGUCAACACCAUAAUGCUCCGACUACUAGGCAAGAUCUAACUGAAACUGCUGGUUUUACCAAGUGUACUGUGCAAACUUUACCUCCAAUUUAAGUUAAUAUGAGAAUUUGUUUUGACUUGUUAUAUGUUUCAUAAGACAUCUGUAAACCCCAAACAAAACUCUAAUCGUAUGAAUUUUGUCACAAAAAAAAUAAAAGCCUGAAAGAUUC